This is a messenger RNA of Pelobates cultripes (western spadefoot toad), 45540 nucleotides long. NCBI's taxonomy places the organism in Eukaryota, Metazoa, Chordata, Amphibia, Anura, Pelobatidae. The record is from the annotation of a GenBank genome assembly.
GGGGAGGGUUGGACUGUUCUCUAAAGUCACUCCCGGACUCGGUAUCUAAAUGAGUGUCAGAAACUAUAUUGUUACACUCAUUGCUGGUAAAUAGGCACACGUCACAAACAAUUAAGCAGAAGGAAUAACUUGAUCAGAUUUUUACCACAAACCACCAGUUGGGAGAACGCACAGCAGACAUGGCAGGUAAGUGCAAAUCUCCUUGAAAAUUUUAUGCGUUUACUCCUCGAACAAAAAAUUAGAUUCAUGAUGCUUCAGUGCGUUAUUACCUUAGUAAAUCUGAUUAUGUUUCUUUGACAAGUUGACACCAUACACCAUCACAUCUGACAGGAGUGUGUGAACUGUAUUUUUUCCAUAAGAGAUUGGGUGUUGGUAACUUGGUUGUAUUAUAAUGUAAUAUGAUCCAUCAAAUAAUACUGAGAGAUAUAAGUUGUUCCAUUGUGUGUGUGUGUGUGUGUAUGUAAUUUUUAAUUUGUUUUUUUUAAUUUUUAUACUUCAUAGUAUCAAAAUGGUUCUUGAAGCUUUCGAUGGGUACCUAAAUGUAAAUGACCUUCAACUUGACAUUGCCAACCCAUCUUGCUAUGUACAAUUGUCUCUGCAACUAUAACUUGUCCUAAAAAAAAGUCAAAUUUGAAAAUGUUUAAACAUUUAAUUAGCCACUCCCCUCUGUCAGAUGAUUUCUCAUUCAUUGGGGAAUACAGGUUCUCUACAAUGAACAACUUGUAUGUGAUCUGAUGGAUAUAAGGCACAUUUGAAGAAAUGGGGACCUAUUGAAAUAUAAUUAGAACCUGCUCUUGAGCCUUAGGCCAGGAGUUAAACACAAUUGAUGCAUUAUGUUUGCUUUCAGAGUUCUGCAUGUUUUACAUUUUAUAAUUGCUAUAUACUUUACAAUAGGACAACAUUUGAACCUUGUAUAAAAAUAUGGGCCAUAUUUUAAAACCAAAAUGGUUUCUGAAUUAUUAUACUUUUUAAUUUUAUUCUGUUUCACUUUUUCAGCACAUUUACUUUAUUCGCUGAGUUUAUUGGUACAAAGAUAUGUUUGUAAUCCACUGUGUUGACGUAUGCCAGCAUAUAAUAUUUUCAACACAUGAUUACCUGACCUCCAAUUAAACCAUAUAAGCAAAUAUUGUGCUAAGAGCAAAAAGAUUAAAUUUUUUGCUCUAUAUAGUUCAGUCUCAGUUAAAUGAUUUAGUAUGGGAUGCAAUACUUUGUACAAUACAUAAAAUCUGUAUUAAAUAGCAUUUGUAAUACAUAAUACAAUAUUGCAAUAAUCAUUAAAAGCAUAUAUUACCAGCAUUAAUGCUCUUAAAUGCAGUGUUACACUAUGAAAAGUGUUUUUGCAUGCAUUACUUUUAUAACAAUGGGGGGGAUUUAUUAAAAUGAUGCAAAAGAGGUCGUUUUUAGAGGAAUAUGGGUUGUAGUUUAUUGAGGGGGGGUAGGGAUUUUAAUUUGUAGGGGAUACGGGAGGUAUUUGUAGGGGAUACGGGAGGUAUUUAAAAAAAAAAAGUUGUUAAAGUUGACUAUUCCCUCUCAUUUAGCUUACAUUUUGUCACGUUUGUUGGAAUUCGUGUUCUUUUGUCCCCUCUGUAGCACACAAAGGGUUAAAAAAAAACUUUAGUCCAGUAUAACUUAAGGUCUAAAUAAUAUUUCAGUCAAUGUUAUACAUGAAAGGUGAGAACUUGUCCAAACCAUUUUUCACAAAAACAGAAACUUUUUGAACAUCUGAAUUUCCAAAGAAUGACGGCCUGACUCGGCAGAAUUUCGGUACCAAAAACCAGAUUCAAGAACUGUAUCAAACAAACUAACAUAGUGGCAAAAUUGGUCAAUCAGUGUACUGAAAAUAUAUAUUUAAUAUCAUAUCAUGGGUAUAUUUCGCAGCACACUGGUAAGUGCAUUUUCCCACCAUUUGGUUCAUAGGUCAAGUCAGAAAAAGUAACUAAGAAGAAAAAACAGGAGCAAAAAAAAACCAAACUAUUUUUUUCCCUCUUUUUCUCACUUCUCACUUGUUCUUUAAAUUCAUCAUUUAGAGACUGUAUCCUAGACAUCAAUAAUCUUUUUUUUUUUUUCAUCAAUAAUUUCUUUUUGGCAGCAUGCUCAGUUUUCAGAAUUGUGAACUGAAAUGAAGAUGCUCGUUCAGUGCGUGUUUUGGUUGGUUUGGUUACAUUUCAGGUCACUGUUCUGGAAUGCCACCACUCACCUGAUUGACCCAAAUUCAGAUACAUUUGCAGUUUGAACCGAAACGAAUCACCAAGUCUAAUCAAUGUUAAUUUUUGUAAUAAGUUCUUAAUAAGGGUAUAAUCUGUGGGCGUGUCCAUUGAGCUGCUUGGGACAGUAUCAUCCAGCAAUCAAAAGGCCAGAAAGGUUUAACAUUGUUGGCCUGAGAACACUGUAAACAAGUCUGAAAAUCAUCACUUCAGCACCCGUUCAUAUAGUUAUUACAAUAAAAGCAACAACAAAAAAUAGUCUGUAAAUAAUUGAACAUUUUCUAAAAAGAAAUUAUUAAAAAACACAUUAAAGCAAUAUCUGCAUUAUAUCAAAGUUGUUUUGUAUCUGUCUUUUAAUAAUUAAGUCAAUUGAUGGCAGUUUGAAGAAGCUGUUGAGAGCAACUGACAUGUCCCAAACUUGGGUCAUUUGUGAUAAACACCCCAUCUGAGCAUAGCUCUGUGACAUGCUCAGUCUGAUCCUAGUAGAGAUUUCUGACAUGCACUGGUGCAAACACAAAGUGCUUAUGGAGCUUAGACUGACCCUAUUAAUAUAUGACAGGUGCACAGUCGGAUUAACCGGUAUAUGCGCUAACCUUACCCUGAACCCCAUUAAGACACAGACACAGGUUAUGCUGUUGGAAAUAUUAGUCCACAGCUUUAUUAAUUAUUAAUUAAUUAAACAAAUAAAUAACAAAUAGGGUCAUUGCCAACAAAUAUUAUUAAAGCCAACAUGCCCCCAUAUACAGUUGCAAGAAAAAGUAUGUGAACCCUUUGGAAUGAUAUGGAUUUCUGCACAAAUUAGUCAUAAAAAGUGAUCUGAUCAUCAUCUAAGUCACAACAAUAGACAAUCACAGUCUGCUUAAACUAAUAACACACAAAUAAUGAAAUGUUGCCAUGUUUUUAUUGAACACACCAUGUAAACAUUCACAGUGCAGGUGGAAAAAGUAUGUGAACCCUUGGAAUUAAUAACUGGUUGAACCUCCUUUGGCAGCAAUAACUUCAACCAAACGUUUCCUGUAGUUGCAGAUCAGACGUGCACAACGGUCAGGAGUAAUUCUUGACCAUUCCUCUUUACAGAACUGUUUCAGUUCAGCAAUAUUCUUGGGAUGUCUGGUGUGAAUUGCUUUCUUGAGGUCAUGCCACAGCAUCUCAAUCGGGUUGAGGUCAGGACUCUGACUGGGCCACUUCAGAAGGCGUAGUUUCUUCUGUUUUAGCCAUUCUGUUGUUGAUUUACUUCUAUGCUUUGGGUCAUUGUCCUGUUGCAACACCCAUCUUCUGUUGAGCUUCAGCUGGUAGACAGAUGGCCUUAAGUUCUCCUGCAAAUGUCUUGAUAAACUUGGGAAUUCAUUUUUCCUUCAAUGAUAGCAAUCCGUUCAGGCCCUGACGCAGCAAAGCAGCCCCAAACCAUAAUGCCCCCACCACCAUACUACACAGUUGGGAUGAGGUUUUGAUGUUGGUGUGCUGUGCCUUUUUUUCGCGACACAUAGUGUUGUGUGUUUCUUCCAAACAACUCAACUUUGGUUUCAUCUGUCCAGAGAAUAUUUUGCCAGUACUGCUGUGGAACAUCCAGGUGCUCUUGUGCAAACUGUAAACGUGCAGCAAUGUUUUGUUUGGACAGCAGUGGCUUCCUCUGUAGUUGUUUAGUGUUUUACGUAUUGUAGAUUCGCUAACAGGGAUGUUAGCAUUUGCCAGUGACUUUUGUAAGUCUUUAGCUGACACUCUAGGAUUCUUCUUCACCUCAUUGAGCAGUCUGCGCUGUGCCCUUGCAGUCAUCUUUACAGAAUGGCCACUCAUAGGGAGAGUAGCAGCAGUGCUGAACUUUCUCCAUUUACAGACAAUUUGUCUUACGGUGGACUGAUGAACAGCAAGGCUUUUGGAGAUACUUUUAUAACCCUUUCCAGCUUUAUGCAAGUCAACAAUUCUUAAUCGUAGGUGUUCUGAGAUCUCUUUUGUGUGAGGCAUCAUUCACAUCAGGCAAUGCUUCUUGUGAAAAGCAAACCCAGAAUUGGUGUGUGUUUCUUAUAGGGCAGGGCAGCUGUAACCAACACUUCCAAUCUCAUCUCAUUGAUUGGACUCCAGUUGGCUGACAUCUCACUUCAAUUAGCUCUUGGAGAUGUCAUUAGUCUAGGGGUUCACAUACUUUUUCCACCUGCACUGUGAAUGUUUACAUGGUGUGUUCAAUAAAAACAUGGCAACAUUUCAUUAUGUGUGUGUUAUUAGUUUAAGCAGACUGUGAUUGUCUAUUCUUGUGACUUAGAUGAUGAUCAGAUCACAUUUUAUGACCAAUUUGUGCAGAAAUCAAUAUAAUUCCAAAGGGUUCACAUACUUUUUCUUGCAACUGUACAUAACAUACCCCUGGCAAUAACCCCCAAUAAUAUCAAUCUAAUUAACAUAUUACAUAUAACAGAAACAGGCCAUCCAAUAUGACAACAUUUCCACAAGAUUAAAUUGUAGGGGUGUACCAAGACACCGCUACGCGCACAAGUUCAAUUGUAGGGGUGUACCUAUGCACCGCUACACCCCCAGGUUCGGAGCCAGCAAUGUAACACUGCCUAAUCCACACUAAACCUCCGGAUGCCCACUUCCUCCUUCAUCUACCCCCCGAUUUAACCUGGCCAUUCCCUGCCGCUGUGAAAAAAAUGGAAAAUGUUAUAACCUAACCAAAGUCAGGGAGGGUGGGAGGGACAACUGACAGGUAAGGUUUAGGUUUAGUUAAGAUGGCCACCUCACAAAAUGGCUGGUAGAAAUACUCCCAUACUGGCUCUGCCCCACCCAGCUUGCCAGCUGUCACUUAACUUCCCUUGGCUGUUAUGUCUACCUCCUGACUCUAUGAAUGCCCACUCCACUAGCUGUGCUGAUCCAUGGGCUACAUUACAGCUUCAAGCCCUUAUCUUGGCUUAAAACAGUGGCUUUAUUUUUACAUCAUUUGAUGAAAUGCCUUACCAAAAUUAAUAGACCUAAUUAUCAAAUAUUUGCUCACAAAGCUUGCAAAUAAAGCACAAACUAUUUAAUCCUUUUUUUUUUUCUUGACCAAAGCAUUUCAGUUGUCGUACUAAUUUUUAUUUAUUUUUUUUUUAUGGUAAAACACACAAAUGCAGAGGGGCAUUGUAUAAAGUUGGCUUUUUAUGAAUGGCAAAUAGAAAACAUAAAAAAAAAAAAAAAAAGAGCUGACAACGUAAUAAUCGUAUAUGUAAUCUUACUGCAGUUUCAAAAGGAGAAACUACUUUUGUAGAGGUUGUGACAUUACUGUACUUCGUAACAUAGGGUGUAUAGGUCAUAUCCACCAAAACCACUAAUGCAUUCUAUUGCUAAAAUUACACAAGGAAAAUUUUAUUAAAUUGAACUUGUGUUUGCAAUUUCAACUAAGCAAUGUAUAUACAUUUCCACAUCUACUCAAAGCGUACCUUGUCCUCCACACAUUUUGUGAAAGUAGAAUAAAUACCAUAUAGUUAAAAGUGAAUUGUCACUUCUCUGGAUUUUUACCUUAUACUUACUUAUCGCUAUAUUAAACAUAUAUGUGUUUGUGAAGUUAUGCAAAUAAAUUAAAUGUAGAAAGCCGUACCUCCUUAUCCUGCAACUGGGCACUUCCACCUUGUCCAGCCAUUCGGAUAAUCUCCUCUAAUUGAUUACCAUGUGCAUCUGAAAGAGGGAGAAUACAGGGAUGAGGAGCAAUUACAUAAUGUUUCAAUAUUGUUUGCAAGGUUUUGUCUUGUCUGAACUCGAUUAUAAUGUUAAAUGCUAAAUAUUUAAUAUAAAAAAAAUGGAGCAUCUGGUGAAAAAAAGGUUAUCGGUUAAAGUCAUUCGUUAUCAGAUAAUCAUUCAAUCGCAGAAUUUUCAGAGUAGAGGCAGAUCCACUUGUAUGUUGCAAUGUUACCUUAAUUAACCUUUGCUGCCGACUGAUUCGAAUUCUUGGUACAGCAUGCAUGUUAGGCAAACAUGAAUUUAUUAGUACACAGGCAAGUACUGCUCAGGUCUGCCAUCAAGUGAAUACUUGAGGUACUACUGCUCAUUACUUUCAAAGGAACACUCCAGUCACAGCAAAACUACAGCUUAAUGCAGUGGUUAUGGUAUAUAUAGCCUGUCCCCGCAGGCUUUUCAAUGUAAACACUGCCUUUUCAUUGCUGCCUUGUAACACCCGUUACGGCUGUCACUCACCAUGGCAUUUUGGCAUGCAUGCCAUUUGUGGUAAAACACACAAAUGCAGAGGGGCAUUGUAUAAAGUUGGCUUUUUAUGAAUGGCAAAUAGAAAACAUUAAAAAAAAAAAAAGAGCUGACAACGUAAUAAUCGUAUAUGUAAUCUUACUGCAGUUUCAAAAGGAGAAACUACUUUUGUAGAGGUUGUGACAUUACUGUACUUCGUAACAUAGGGUGUCUAGGUCAUAUCCACCAAAACCACUAAUGCAUUCUAUUGCUAAAAUUACACAAAUUUUUUUUAAUUAAAUUAAACUUGUGUUUGCAAUUUCAACUAAGCAAUGUAUAUACAUUUCCACAUCUACUCAAAGCGUACCUUGUCCUCCACACAUUUUGUGAAAGUAGAAUAAAUACCAUGUAGUUAAAAGUGAAUUGUCACUUCUCUGGAUUUUUACCUUAUACUUACUUAUCGCUAUAUUAAACAUAUAUGUGUUUGUGAAGUUAUGCAAAUAAAUUAAAUGUAGAAAGCCGUACCUCCUUAUCCUGAAACUGGGCACUUCCACCUUGUCCAGCCAUUCGGAUAAUCUCCUCUAAUUGAUUACCAUGUGCAUCUGAAAGAGGGAGAAUACAGGGAUUAGGAGCAAAUACAUAAUGUUUCAAUAUUGUUUGCAAGGUUUGCUGUAAUUUUGUCUUGUCUGAACUCGAUUAUAAUGUUAAAUGCUAAAUAUUUAAUAUAAAAAAACAUGGAGCAUCUGGUGAAAAAAAGGUUAUCGGUUAAAGUCAUUCGUUAUCAGAUAAUCAUUCAAUCGCAGAAUUUUCAGAGUAGAGGCAGUUCCACUUGUAUGUUGCAAUGUUACCUUAAUUAACCUUUGCUGCCGACUGAUUCGAAUUCUUGGUACAGCAUGCAUGUUAGGCAAACAUGAAUUUAUUAGUACACAGGCAAGUACUGCUCAGGUCUGCCAUCAAGUAAAUACUUGAGGUACUACUGCUCAUUACUGUCAAAGGAACACUCCAGUCACAGCACAACUACAGCUUAAUGCAGUGGUUAUGGAAUAUAUAGCCUGUCCCCGCAGGCUUUUCAAUGUAAACACUGCCUUUUCAUUGCUGCCUUGUAACACCCGUUACGGCUGUCACUCACCAUGGCAUUUUGGCGUGCAUGCACAAUAGCCUGCCAAUGCUUUCCUUGAUGAUAAAAAAAAACAGGGUCCGGAAGCCUAAGUAUUUAUUUCAGAACUAUAGUGUUAGGAAUACAUGUUUCUAUUCCUACCACUAUAACGUUCCUUUAUGGUUUUAUGGUUACCCCUUCAAUGCACAUUUUUUUAAUGAUAAUUUUAUUGUAAAUAAUGAUACAAUAUAUAGGUUAAUGAGCUUAUAAUUUCUUUCACAGCCCUCAAAUUAAAGACAUUCAGUAUGGAAGAGACGUUAAACAUGGUAGAGCAUCGGACUGAUUAUUACCACACCAGUGACCUAGUGGUGAGAAGAGGACAACCUUUCAUAGUGAACAUCACCUUUAACAGACCUUUGCAGAAAGGAGACAAGGUGGAAUUCAUUGCCGCCACAGGUACUGGGAUAAGACCCAAUUUAAAACAACAACAAAAAAACAGUUUAAGGGUCGUUAAUGUUUUUUUUUUUCUGUUCUACGUGGCUUCUCGCAUAGGCGGUGCCUGCAAGCAUAGAAGCUCAUUAUGUCCGUCCAUCGUUGUGUGCUAACGAUGGACAUUUAUGCACAGAACUGACAUUAGUCAAUCUGGAACAGAGUUUAAGGUGUCUUUCAAUCAAACAUCUAGGGAUUUCUUUUUACAUAGACAGAUAAAAGAACUCACAAACUAAUAACUAACUUUUUUAACUAAUUUUUUUCUUAUCUUACAAGGGGCUGGCUGCACUCACCUGAACAUGCUUAAAUUGGGUGCUGCUGGGGGCCAAUAAGUACCGUAAAAAUUUAAAUCCAGCGCACUCCCUUAUCUACUAAACAGCUACUUUGCUGCUGACAGAUUUGGCUAGUUUUAUUGAAAACACCUAAUCUAGGCAAAAAAUAAUGGGGGUUUAGUUACAUUAUAUGAUCAUACAUUGCAUAAGCCUGCCACAACAUCUAUGUACCCCAUCUGUUAGCACCAAAGUAGCUGUUUAGUAGAUAAGGGAGUGCGCUGGAUUUUCAUUUUUACUUUCUUAUCUUACAACACACAAGUAUAACAUUACGUUUUACCAUUUAUUUUCAAGAGAAAACAUCUGCUGUAGUGCUCAUCGUGCCAGGAGCAUUCUGGCGCCCACAAAGAGUCAUUUAUCAAAUUGUUUUAGAAUGGUUUGAAAACUUAUCUGGGUCUUCCUGAUCACGUGCCACAAGCAGGCUGUAUUCAUUGAGCUAAAUCAUGGCCAAUACAGGUCCCUGCAUGAACCUGUCAAACUCAGUUGAACUAACUGGAUUCACAUGCAAGAAGAAUCCAAAAGAAAGUAUUGCAGAUUGGGGUGCAUUGCAGGAUGCUGUUAAAUUGUCAAACCAUUCUUUAGCAGUCUGACAAAUUACAUUGGGAGGGCACCAAGGCACUCCUCACACCAUGACCACUAUCUCCUUUAAAAUCUUAGGUAAACCAUGGUUGUAACAUGACAUAUGACUCUGAGACAUCCAGCAUUACUUAUCUGGUAUAUCAAAACUGACCACCAUGUUACCAUUACCAUUUGUAAAAGUUGAAAAGAAUUUAAUGUACCAAUAAAUUACUAUAGCAAUAACAAAGUUGCAAUGAAUAUGUUGUUCUCCACUAUGCCACUAUAAGGCACACAACUAUGUGCAGUCCUCUGGACUCCACUAAUAACAAGUUGGAGGCUCAUACUAUAGGUUUGUAUCCCAUUCUUCACUUAAUUGACAGCAAAGUAAAGGAAAAUACAUUGCAUUAGAGAUGUUCAGUCUCAUGGGCCCCCUUAAUAUUUGCGUAAUAGGGCUCAGGCAAUGCCAGUCUCCUGGACCAUUUAUUUAACAAAGUCCAAUGGAGACACUCAAUCUCCUGAGCCCUUUAUUUAAUGAGGCUCAAGAGGAUCCAGGACAUUCCCAGUAUUCUUGAUAAUUUAUAUAAUAAUAUCCAAGAAGAUAAGAAGAUACGAGUAAUCAUCUUUUACCACAAAUUUAGCUUAUGGACAGUUAUUGCCCAUACCCUGACUGCUAAUGGUGCCCAGUCCUGAACCACCUCCUGAAAUAUAUCCUUAUCUACCUUCUUCGCAGUAAUAGUAAGGAAUGGAUACAUAUAUCUAUAAUAAAUAUUUAAAAAAAAAAAUCAAGUAUAAAUUUCUGCAAGGAAAAGAAAGAAGAAGAAAUGCAUUCUAACCCAUCAAAAUUAAUUUUUAUUUAUUUAUUGUUUUAAUUUGCAAAAAGCUCUGGAAAAACAAUGUAGAGCUCCAAAAAUCAUGAAUCUAAACCAGGGUUCGACAAAUCCCAGGCCGCCCGCCUACACGACCAACCAGUUUGCAGCCCGCCUCCAUGACCCCCCCAACAUGCUGCCCACCCGCCCAAUCCCCGUUGAAUCUAAGUUUAAAAAAAAAUCUGGCUCUUAACUUUUUUAGCUUGUUCCUAGAUUUAAAGCAAAGUUGUCAAGCCCUGAUCUAAACCUAUCAAAGGGCUACAUGCCGACUGUGUAUUCAAGAGAAUUUCAAAAAGUAAGUUUAAACAGUUUUUUUUUUUUUCUGUUAUUUUAACUUUAUUUAGCUUUUAUAAAGGCCCUCCCAUGCUCUGAAUAUCAAUAUGUCAGAAUGUAGGUAAGUCAAACUGUUUUAGUACAGAUUGACAACUUAUCUGGGGGAUAUUUUAGUACAGAUUGACAACUUAUCCAACAGGCUCUUCCUUCUUUGCUGCCCGCAAGCUCCCUGCACUAAGCCAAGUCCAAUGGUGGAGGAUUUAGAUCAUUGGCUGAGAGCACUUAGCUGAUGCGCCUGGCAAUGAGCUGGCCUUACAUGUCAGGGUUUAGGGCAGUAAAAAAUGGGAUCUGCAGAGACUUGACAAUUGCAAAUAUAUAAAAGAUAAAAUGAAGAUAUCAGUGGAUGUUAAAAUUAAGUACUGUGCCUUUAAGAAAUGGGAAAUUAAAAACUGGAGUUAUAAAAAUACAAAAUACAAAUCAGAAAUAGUAGAUAAAACUGGUAGAAAUUGGGGUGAAGGUAGCAAAAUGGUAAAAUAUGCACAUAAAGGAUGGGAAAAAUAAUAAUGUAAGAAUAAGAGAACUAUUGAAUCGGUUUGCAAAGAAUGAAUGUACAGUGUUAGUGUCUCUAUCCCUGAAGGGUGCAGGAUAAAUGACACUUUCACUGAAUAAUAUACUUUGUAUCAGCAAAGAUUAAAAUAUGUAAAGUAUAUGAAACUGUUUACUUAAAGCAAUAAAUGUAUCGCUAUAGACUGAAGUUAAUUGCAGAAACUGGUUCAAAUAUAAAAAGCAGUUUAUUAAACAAUAAAAAAUGAUAUAUAAAAGUACAUAAAAUACAGAUCAGGAACAGUUCAUGAUGGUAUUACCAGUCUUAUGAGAAUCAAAUGAUGGUAUGAACCCUCGGAUCAGCUUAGGAUGGAUGUGGAUUGAGUUGUGCAAACUCGCCUCCUGAAUGCAGCUUCCGGUGAAGGACGUACACACAGACGCACGCUGGCCUCACUGGCAGCUGCAUUCAGGAGGCGAGUAUUAAGGUAUUGUAAAUGGGGUAUGUCCAAUCUUUUUUAAAAGCCUCUUAGUCACGAACACUGGCCAAAAUUGGUGUUCAAAUUAGUUUUUUAAAUUUUUUACACACAAACAAAUAUGAACACUAACUUUGACCAAUUUUUGUGACUAAGUGGCUAAUAAAAAAGACUGGACAUAUCCCAUUUGUAAUACCUUGACUUGCCUACUUUUGCAAAUGGUAUGCCAUCAUGUGGGUAAUUUUUAAUCCUAGGCUACCAUACGGUCUCAAAGGCAACAUAACCAGCCUGGCAAAUUUCAAUGUACACUGAACAAAAUUAUAAAUGAAACACUUUUGUUUUUGCCCCCAUUUUUCAUGAGCUGAACUCAAAGAUCUAAGACUUUUUCUAUGUACACAAAAGGCCUAUUUCUCUAAAAUAUUGUUCACAAAUCUGUCUAAAUCUGUGUUAGUGAGCACUUCUCCUUUGCCGAGAUAAUACAUCCACGUCACAGGUGUGGCAUAUCAAGAUGCUGAUUAGACACAUGAUUAUUGCACAGAUGUGCCUUAGGCUGGCCACAAUAUAUAUGAUAUAUAAUAAGUGUAUGUGCACUUAAUAUGAAAGAGGUGAAUUACAGUUGAACAGACAUAUAGCUCAAAUUCCAGAUUUUGUUUACAUUUUGUUUUGAUCAGAACGUGUACAAUUACCUUCGUUCUUAUGGGGUUAAUAUUUCUGAGGCUUGCUGUGCAACAAAUUUCAAUACAAAUGAGAAUUAUUUUAAUAUAUACAUAAUGUAAAUACAUGUAUCAGAGGGAAAAUAAUGCCAUCUUGUGUGAGACACCUAUAAAUCAGACAAAGAACAGAGACUCUCCAAAAAUCAUGCACUUGCUCUGUCUUUUCCUUAAAGGACCACUAUAGGUAUCCAGACUGCUUCAGCUCAAUUAAGUAGUCUGGGUGCCAGGUCCUCCUAGUUUUAACCCUGUAGCUGAAAUCAUAGCAGUUUCAGAUAAACUGCUAUGUUUAGACUUCAGGGGGUAAUCCAACCUCUUGUGGCUGUCUCCCUGACCCGCUUCUGCGAUUUACACUGAGUAAAUCGCACUCUUUUGACGCUGGACGUCCUCAUGGAGUCCAGCGUCAAAAAAGAACCCCAUAGGAAAACAUUGAGUAAUGCUUUCCUAUGGGCGGGUUUGAAUGCACGUGCGCCUCUGGCUGCGAAUGUGCAUUCAGCUCCACUUGGGAGCUGACGUCGGCGGGGGAGGAAAGGUUUUUGCAAUGCCCGGUGCUGGAUUAAGGUAAGUGGCUGGGAUUUAACUCCUUCAGCAAUGAGGGAGGGAGGCCCCGAGGGAAAGGGGCACUCCAAGAACCUAUAAUGCCAAGAAAACAGGUUCUCUUUUCCUGGCACUAUAGGAUCCAUUUAAAUACACACACACAAACUCAAACACACCCUACCUGGAAGGAAGUUUAUCAUAGCUGUUAAGAACUGGUAAAACAAGAAGAAUGUAUUUUAAACAGAUAUCUAUAUGAUAAAAUCUAUUUGACACAUACAUGUCUCAAAUUCUGUCAGUAACAUAAAGAUUUGAAAAUGAAUGUCUCAGUUCAUGUGUACAUCAAUCAGUAUACCAUAAUAAUACUCUAUUUCUUACACAUACAAAUGUGUUCACUUUCGUUUCUGCUCACUCGUUCAAAACCACAUUGAUUGACCAUGUAACCAUUGACUUUUUAUCUCCACCCAGUGUCACUGCCUGUCUCCACUGCUGAUGAAGUAGAGCCGACAGCUCCUAACCCAUGCUAGCAAAUUGGCCGAAUGCAUCAGCUGAUCAAUCUCAGCCAAUGAGCAAAGCCCUACACUGCAGGAAUUAUGUCAGACAGAGAGCUUUAGGCAGAACCCAGAUAACGAUGUCAAACUGUUCUAAAAUAUUUUGACUACUUGCAAUAGGGGAUGCAUCAAAUAAUUCCACUCUUAGCACCAUAACCACUACAUUGAGCAUUGUGUUAGGGUGCUUGGAGUGUUAUAGAAUUUGCAUUAUUCACUUAACCAGAAUUGUGAUAUCCUUCCCUGCUUUUACUCAUACCAUCACUCAUUGUACAAAGUGUGUGAGAAGGACAGCAUAUAAUACUGUAAUUAUCAAAGCGUAUACACAGAGUAUGUGGAUAACAUUAUAAGGACUACAAAAUUAUUUUAUACAUAAAAUGUUUCCAUGAUAACUUGAAUCUUUUUCUACAUGGUUCUCGGGCCUCAUGAAUUUGAAUAACAAACAAAAACCUUGCAUAACGUACAUAGAAAUAUUUUCAUUCUAUCAGCCCUUCAACAUAUUUAAAUUAUUGCUAUACUUGAUAUCUAUAUUCUUUGUGUUUCGUUCAUAGGACCAGAUCCUCAGGAGUCUGACCACACCAAGGUUGUCUUUUCACUCUCAGAUUCUAGUGAAGUCUCCUGGACAGCUGUUCCAGAUUCCAGCUCUUCACAGGAUACAAGUGUGACAAUCACAAGCCCGUCCGAUGCUGUGAUUGGCCGUUACAAGUUAAACGUGCAUAUCUCUUCCAAAAAGAAAAGGACGUACUAUAAAUUAAAUAAUGUUGUACUGCUAUUUAAUCCAUGGGCUCCAGGUAAACCUGAGGAUAAUGUAAAAAAAAAACCUGCAGUAUCUUAAAUUUAAAUAUUUAAAAUUGGAUAUUGAUUAAAAAUAAGUAUUUUAGGAACAUAUUUCCCAUAAAGUAGCUGUUUGGCAAACUGCCCCCAAUAUAAAGACAUACAAUAUAACUGUCUCAUUAACUGCAUUGACACUGAUUCUGCGACAUUUUCCCAUGCUUAUUUUAGCUUUAAAAAAUUUGUUUAUACUCCUGAUAAAAGCCAGCUUCCCGUGACAUCAAUGUAAAUAGAAUCUAAUAAGGACCAGGGGUGAGGUCAACACAUUUCAUACACUUAACUUGCAACUCUUGUUCCUCUUUUUCAUAUCUUUUUCUCUCUUCUAAUUUUUCUAACCUCACUGUCCCUUCUAUAUUUUCCUUCCUCUCUCCCUCUUUUACCUACAACCUCCACUAGUAUCUUAGACCCAAGACCCUGCUUGGACAUGAGAUUUCAUACCAUAUUUUAUGGGAGUAUUAACUAAAUAGGUAAUAUUAUGGUCAACGUUUGACCCUUGAUACAGAGGAAGACCGUGCUGCUUAGCAUGUUUGUACCAUCCCUGGUUUUAUGCGAUAUGUCUUUAAGUAUAUAACUCGUUCUGCAGAUUUGUGCUACAAUGUAAUUACAGGACCCAUCAUUGUGACAUGCUAAAGGAACUAAACUGGCUGUCGCUGGAAUCCAGACGCACCCUUCAUCUUUCCAGCCUUGUUUUUAAGAGCUUUUCUGGUAAACUCACACCCUACCUGAACAAAAUGCUUUCCCCAGCUGUUCCCACUUUCUAUAACCUCCGAUCCAGUACAAGCACUUUACUUAGUCUACCUCAAUACAAAAAGAAAGCGCCCGAUCCUCCUUCUCCUACAGAGCACCGCAAUUGUGGAACGACCUCCCGCACAAUUUAAAAUCUUCCCUAAGCCUAAAGUCUUUUAAGAGAUCCCUCUCUACAUACCUCAAAACAGAAUGCACGUGUCAUGGUUGAUUAUAUAUUUCCUGCCUGUUCUAUGUUAAAUUUUGUAUAUAUUGUGUAUUAAUAUUGUUUUUGUAUUUUGUUGUACCUAAUGUAACAAUGCAAUGAUUUGUGGACCCAGGACAUACUUGAAAACGAGAGAAAUCUCAAUGUAUCUUUCCUGGUAAAAUAUUUUAUAAAUAAAUAAAUAAAUAAAUAAGUUAUAUUUUUUUUUAUUGGAUAAACAUUUAAAUAACGAUUGUGAAAAAAAUGUGUUAAUAAUUUAAAAUAACAUUCGACUAGAGAAGAAUAAGCAGAAGAUACUGAGGAUGUCACUCAACUGUGUAAGUGGUACAUGUUAUUUAUAGUCUGCUUGUCGUCAUUCAUAAAUGUAUUGCCAGUUGAAUAAGGGUUUUACAUGGAACCUUUUUACAUGGAACCUUUUUACAUGGAACAUAACUUUUGUUGCUCAUUUCUAGAUGACGAUGUCUUCAUGGAGGAUGAAAAUGAGAGGCAGGAGUAUGUGUUAAAUGACAGUGGCACCAUUUACUUUGGACUUGAAGAUUAUAUUAUGGAAGAGCCAUGGAACUUUGGACAAGUAAGACAAUUCAGUCCAAACUAUUAAAUAGGCAACGACUUUAACGUCAGAAGAUACAUUUGAUUUUCAGAUAAUGUACAUUUACAUUCAACAUGCUGACAUCAAUGUAGACCACCUAAAGGAGUAACUAUGUGCAACAACUCAUAUUCUUUGGUAACCACUAGGUCUUUAUUUAAACAAUUUAAACAUAACUGUUAUUCAAGUUAGUCAAGAGUAUUGUGGCAUCAACCAAUAGAAUGCCAGGUUCAGCAGACGUUUUUACAUUUCAUAACUUACAUAACAAUAAGAAGGACACUGUAGGCACUAUAACCAUUUCAUUCCCCCUGGCACUGUUCCUCCAUUUAGUGUUAAAUUAUCUCCAAACAGUUUAACACUGAACAAGGUACCCUGGCUUCUCAUAGGUAUGCUUUCAUUACAGGUUUCCUAAGAAAGAGGUUACCCACUUUUUAUAGCCAUAUGGAUUCAUUUCUGCACCAUACUUAUUCAUAUAUGGAGACUGUGAUAGACUGGAUGUGGUCAGCUGACACUUUCAGACAAUUAUAGUCUCCCACCGCUGUUCAAUCUAAUGCUUCCUCAUUAGCAAGCAGCACAGAGGGACAUGGGCUGUUGGGGACUGAAAGUAAAUCUGUCAAUUUUGGAGGUCUUUGCAUUUUUUUCAGAUCUCUGAAACAGACAGAUCUAGUGUGGGACCGGGCAAGAGUAGUGAGUUUUACUUACCUCCGGCUGUCCCUCAAAGCCACCAUGUGCGAGAGUACAACACUGAGGUCUAUACUAUGGAGGCUUAUAUCUUUAUGAAAUACUGAAAAGGGAUAGAUCCGCCAUAAGAACAGUUCAGUGCUGCAAUGGAAGAACUGCGCCAGGAAACUUCAGGCACUAUAAGCACUUUUUAUUACCCAAAAGGAAUGUGGAGACAAGUGAGACUCCAAUUGCAAUAAUGUCUUUAUUAGCCCAACAUAAAAACACAAAUAAUAACACUCACCAAAUAAACUCUAUCAAUAUCAUAUAAGUAAAAGGUACAGCGGGUCCGCUGCAUCCAGUUUUCGAAUGAAGGAUCAGAGGCAUUUUGUUAUGAUUUUGUUAUGAUUUCAUGAUUUUGUGGAUCGAUGUUUAGUUACUGUAUGUGGGCAUUAUGUCCUCAUACACACAUAAUGUCUACAUUCUGAUGAUAUUUUGGAAAUCUACAUUCCCAAAAAUAUGAGACAUUAUUAUUUCUUGAAUAGUAUUGUAUGGAAAUAGAGAUAUAUGGAAUUCAAGUUGGAGCUUCCAAACUAAUUUGUUUUACAUCGUAUCAUGGCACAUUCCAACUUCACCAUGUAUCUGCAUGCACUUUGUAUAAAACAAUUAAUGCACAGUCUGCCAAACACUUUUACACAACAUCUGGAUUGCCAACUAAUAACCAAACCUUCUAUAACAUGUGUGAAGCUAAAAUCAGUCAAUACACCAGACAGUGUACCCAGAUCAACUCAGUUGAGUAUAGGGGUUCAAACCUGGAGCAAAAGCCAUACAAGGCAUUCAAUAAAGUGAGAAAACAAAAUGAAUUAAAAGAAAAUUAAAAAUUUAAAGCCAGACUAGCCGAACUGAAAGCGUAGCUGACAUAGAGAUAGUUUUAAAUUCGUCUAUUUUGACUUUAAAUUUAAAAUUCACUUUGAAUUCUCACCUUAAUGAAUAACCAUGCUAGAUGUAUCUUUUUUUAAAUGUCAUGCUAAUAACGAAAUUGGACAAUAAAAGAUCAUUACAUCCAGUACCAGAAAGAGCUGUUGGAGUUAGAAGAAAAUCCGACCAUUUGUGCUAGUGAAAGAACAAGGCAUGUUCUUAUAAAAGUGUAAUUUGGAGGUAGGUAUGAUCCAGGAGAAUGUUUUGUUAAUUGGAGUGCUAAACAGUGUCAUGUUUUAUUUUUACAGUUUGAGGAAGGAAUUCUGGACAUUUGUCUAAAGAUCUUAGAUAACACUGUACAUCACCAGCAAGAUCCAGUUCUAGACUACUCUAAGAGGAAUGACCCUAUCUACGUGAGCAGGGUGCUUACUGCAAUAGUGAGUACAACUUAGAAAUACAUUAAUACAUUUUAUUCUUCUGUUCGUAAAUAAUUUUAGCAGUGUAUCUUUUAUAUUCACAAAGUAAAUAUCAUAUAGAAUUUCAUUUGAUGUAUGCUAUGCGUUAACCUGGAACAAAACAUUUUACGGUUCUUUAAGUAGCAAGUGAGCAUGGAUAAAUAGCAAUGCUCUGGAUUUCUCAUGCCCACCGAUAUAUGCCAAUAACCUUGCUGUGGUCUCUAGGACUUUUUGAGAAGGUAUUGUUUAAAAAAAUCUUGGUGAUGCAUGUAUACAAUUUUGCUGUUUAGGAAAAUAAUCUGGGCUAAUAAUAUACACCCAUAUACAAUAAAAAAUGCAAUCAUAUCUUUUUUACAUUGGCACAGGAUUAUAAUGUUAAUGCAUGAUGUAGAUACCACAAUAACAAAACAUUGAAACCCCAGUAAUGGCUUUUAUCAGUUUUUAUUUCACGUCAAACAUACUCAAAUAAAAAUGUAAAACAUCUUCACUGUUAUGUUGGAAUAAUUAAGACAUUAAAGGACCACUAUAGUGCCAGGAAAAUAUACUCGUUUUGAGACAGCCGCUAGAGGCUUUCAGCUUAAUGAAGUGGUCUGGGUGCCUAGAGUGGUCCUUUAAAUGAACACAAUAUGGUCAGGAUCACAAACCUGUAUUAUUGACCCUAGAUUGUUAAAAACCACCAUUUAGAUGGCUUGCCCCCCACCCGGUCCCCUUAGAAGGGGUUAAAACGUAUCUUAUUUCCAGCGCUGCGCGUGUGCACCAGUGCUGGCCCCGCCCCCAAUCUGCUUCCUUGGUGACAUCAUCAGAAUUUUUAGCCAAUCCAAUGCUUUACCAUAAGGUAUGGAUACAGUUUGUUACUUUUGGAUACAUUUAUAAUGGUACACAUCAUUACGAUGUGGGAUCUGGUCGUGUAUCCUGUCCCGUAACACCACAUCUUUAAGAGUUAGGGGGUACUAAGGUGGACCGCUUAACCUCAUCUACCUUAAAGGACCACUAUAGUGCCAGGAAAACAUACUCGUUUUCCUGGCACUAUAGUGCCCUGAGGGUGCCCCCACCCUCAGGGACCCCCUCCCGCCCGGCUCUGGAAAGGGGAAAGGGGGUAAAACUUUUUCCAGCACUGGGCGGGGAGCUCUCCUUCUCCGAUCCUCCCAUUCGGCUGAAUGCGCACGCGCGGCAAGAGCUGCACGCGCAUUCAGCCAGUCCAAUAGGAAAGCAUUUACAAUGCUUUCCUAUGGACGCUUGCGUGCUCUCAAUGUGAUUUUCACAGUGAGAAUCACGCAAGCGCCUCUAGCGGCUGUCAAUGAGACAGCCACUAAAGGCUUUGGAGGAAGGAUUAACCCAUUUAUAAACAUAGCAGUUUCUCUGAAACUGCUAUGUUUAUAAAAAAUGGGUUAACCCUAACUGGACCAGGCACCCAGACCACUUCAUUAAGCUGAAGUGGUCUGGGUGCCUAGAGUGGUCCUUUAAUGGUCAACUCUCACUUACCAGGUAAAAAAAAAAAAAAAGUUUACUUGUAUCUAUAUUUAGAAAAUAUGUAUUUGUGAGUUGCAAAACAAUAAAAUGAAAUUUAGAAACCAUACCUAUUAUCCUGCACUCCGUAUGCAUUCCAAGCUGGAAUGCACAGAAAACCACACUGGAUAAUGCCGCGUCACUUCCUUGAUGACAAGUGCAUUCCAGGGUGGUUACAGGAAGCCACCAAUUGCACACACCAGGAAGUAAUUUAUUAUCAGACUGUAUAUAAAAACGGAACUUGUGAGGACUUCACUACACUCUUGAAGAAGCCUUGGACAGGCAAAACGCGUUAGUGGAACCCUCUGAAGCUACCUACCACUGUUUUUAGUACUUUUUUGUUCAAUAAAUAGUAAAUUUUAUUACAUAUUUUACUUAUUUACCUUUUUGUGUCAUUUUACCACACUCCCUCUAGCAUGUAAGCUCAUUGAGCAGGGCCCUCAACCCCUCUGUUCCUGUGUGUCCAACUUGUCUGGUUACAACUACAUGUCUGUUCGUCCACCCAUUGUAAAGUGCUGCGGAAUUUGACGGCGCUCUAUAAAUAUCAUAAUAAUAAUAAUAAUAAUUAUUAUUUAUUUUUAUUUCCUGGCACCAUCAUAUCCUUAGGUGGGGAUUAUACCACCCAUGCUGUAUACACUAGAGCAAGUUCUGCUCUAGUAAAUGUAGGUACAUUAAUUGAUUUUUCUUUUACACCCAACAGUACUUACUUCACCAUAGGAGUAUUUUUCUGUAUUUUUCCAUAUUUGUCCUGCACACUGCAUCCUAUUUGAGACGACCAAAAUAAUUGUAUACAUAUAUAUUUAUAUACUAUUUGGGUCUCCUACCAUCUCUCUGUUUCACAUUCCUUUACUCACAAGGUUUGGGAAUCCUUGUACUGGUUACUGCAGCCCACAGCUAUCCUAUAUUUUUAUAGUGAGCGCCUCUUAGUUUCGUUUACAGAUGUUGGACAAUGAUUGCUGGAUUUCUCAUAAUUCCAGGAAGUGCCCACAAGCCAACUUUUGAACAUUUUGUUGGAUUUAUUUGGGGCCAUGUCAUAACCAGCCUAAAACCUGAUUGCUUAGCUUCAUAGAAUUGUCCUACUGGCUAGCAUGCCUUUCUAUCCAUGAUGACAGACUGGUGGCAGCCCAUGGUGCCUGUGUAUGGUGGUGGAAGAGGAGGAGGCAACUGUACAUAAUUGUUGCAGACAGAUUGCAUUUACACAAUACUAUGAGGGCUUGCCAACUAUUGAAGCAGGAGCAAAAGAAGACAGGGCUUCUCACACAACAUUUAUGAUGGGAUGUCAGCACAUGGUGGAACUCCACUUUAGACAUGCUGGGAAAAAAAUUUGGAACAGCAAAGUGCGCUCCAUUGGAGUUGACUCCCCACUGGGGGAGUAGGGGGUGAGGACUCAACAAUAGGGCAAGCUAGUGUCAGUUCUUAUUUUGUUUAAGGAUGUGACAGAAACUUUGAGCUACAGUAUUGCUAGUUUGGGACUUGUCAUCCCCUUGUAAACCCACCUCAUUAAAAAAUAUAAAUACAUUAAAUUACUCCCGCUGUGGCUGCUACUCCCCCCUUUACAACUUUUCAAAUGAUGUAUUUCAUUGUAGUGGUUUCACUCUGCCUGGCUUGCCACAUCUGCUACCUCCACAAAUGUAGUGUGGCUUCAAAUUCAAAUAUUUUUUUCUAAAUUUCUAAAAGUAUGCUUGCUUUGGCCUUGUAGUAAUGUUUUCAAAUACACUUUAGGUAAUUCAGGAUUGGCAUUGCAUGCUUGGCUGAUUAUGCAUAGCUAUUAGUCCAUGCAAUAUUGUUAUCAUUUUUGCAUGUUUUCUUUCUCAAUUAAUUUUUUUUGGUAAUGAAAUUCUGCUGAGGUUAACCGUGGCAUAGACUGACUUCUGCCAUUUUUUUGGACAAAAGCAUUCGGAAGAAUCUAAUUUCUCCACAAUGCACAAGCUUAGUUUUAAGGCCAUAAAUAACAAGACAUGUUUUCUGCAUUUUUAUUUUUAAAAAGGUUAAUAGUCUGGAUGAAGAUGGACUGUUAGAAGGAAGAUGGACUGGUACAUAUAGGGAUGGGACAGAUCCCCAAGAGUGGAUUGGGAGUGUGGAAAUCCUUCAAAAGUGGCAGAAAUCAGGUUAUAAGACUGUUAAAUAUGGACAGUGCUGGGUCUUUGCUGGAGUCCUGUGUACAGGUGACUAUUACUUUAGAAUUUGUUUACUAACCGUAAAAUAUAAAUUUCCAAUGUGUGAUUGGAUGUUUGGUGGUUAUUUAUUUUUUACCUUUGGCGAAGGUUUGUCAAACGAAAAACUGGUGCUGCUACAUUGGGGCUAAAUAAGAGUGAAAACAAAUGGAAUUUCUCUCAGUAGUUAGCUAUUUGCACUCAAAAGAGAACCUGUGUUUUCCUUGAUAAACAUUCCUUUUUAAAUUUGAAAUGGGGGCUGUGCCUUACAUUCUUAAAAUUUAAGAAAAUCAUUACAUUUGACCAAACAAUAGACUUCUACAUUUGUUUUUGGACUAAAGCCAAUUUGUUUGAAUUCUGGGCAAUUUGUUUAUUUGUCAGAAACAUAAAGGAACAAACUGUGUCACUGGCAAAAUAGGUUAGGAAUUACUUGCUUGCCAAAUGAAAACCGUCCAUGCAAUUCGUUAUUUUUUUUAGAAUGAUUAGUCAGCUAAAGGAACACUAUAAGGUCAGGAACACAAACAUGUAUUCCUGACCCUAUAGUGUUAAAAUCACCAUCUAGUCCACCUGUCCCCCCUAAAUAUAAUAGCAUCUUACUUUUAUUCCAGUCGGCUGGUGCUGGUGCCCUUGAUCUGCCUGCUUGGCUGAUAUCAUCAGAAGUGUUGAUCUGAGCCAUUCACAAUGCUUUCCCACAGAAUUGGCUGUGUUUGUCAAGGAGGCAGAUCAGUGACAGUGCUAGCACAAGCCAAACACCAAGCCAAACACAGUGAUGUAUUGAAUCAAUGCAUCACUAUGAGGAAAGUUCAGUAUCUCCAUGCAGAGGGUGGAAACCCUGAAUAGUAGUCACACUGUGCAGCACUGCCACAGGAAGCACCUCUAGCAGCCAUCUGAGGAGUGGCUAGUGGAGGUAUCCCUAGCUGUAAUCUAAACAAUGUUUUUUCUGUGAAAACUGUGUUUACUGCAAAAAGCCUGAAGGGAAUGAUUAUACUCACCAAAGCAACAGUAAGCGGUAGUUGUUCAGGUGACUAUAGUGUCCCUUUAGGUGGGACUGGUUCACAAUUAAAUAUAUAAACUCACCAAUAGAUGGGAAAAUGCAGGAACAUUUUUUAUAUUUUUUUUAAAUACAUUAGUGCAAAAAUAUGUGAAAAACAUUUUAUGUUUUAUAUUAUAGUUUUUCGGGCAUUGGGAAUUCCAACCAGGGUGAUAACAAACUUCUGUUCAGCUCACGAUAAGGAGAAAAAUCUGAGCAUUGACACCAUUUACAGCAGUACAGGGAGAAAUAAGAGUAAAGAUACAAUGUGGUACGUAAAAUAUUCUUUUUAAUUCCAACCAUCAUGAAAACAAAUGCAUAUUUUGUAACACUGUGUCAGGGUACCUUUGGUGUCUACCUCGGAGGAGGUUAGACACCUAGACGUCCAUCCUCCCAGGGGGGCUGACUCACCCGAUCCUUGCACUCCUCCCGGUCGUUUACACGCCGGCCGCGAUAGCUCCGCCUCCUUUUAUGACGCGGCGCUCAGUAGCCGACGUCAUGACGGCAAUCACGUUCCGACCCGUCAAUCACGGCAACCAAGUGCCGAACAACCAAUCAGGACCCGUUGGGGGCGGAGCCAACAGUUAAAGAGCCAAGGUAUAAAAAAGGGUUCUGUGGAAUGAUUCAUUGCCCUGUCGUGGUUCUAGCUAGUCUGGUCACUCAGUGCAAUUACCUCUAUUGUCUUUUGGUUCCUGACUCGGCUUGUAUUUUGACCCUGCUUUCCUCUCUUGUCCUUUUGACUCGGCUUGUCUCUCGCUUACCUGAUCUCUCGUUCCCUCGACCUCGGCUUGUCUCUGACUAUUCUUUUUGCUUUCUCCUUACGUUAGUCCGGCCAUUCUAAGGUCCGGUAUACGUACCUAUCCCCUGUUUGUAUUCUGCGUGUUGGAUCCCUGUCACGAUCCUGACAUUACGACAGGGCCCAUGGAUCCUGCAGGUACAAACUCUCAGGUCGGUUCUCCUGACUCUAGAUUUGAGGCCAUGGAUCAUAGAAUGGACCAGAUGGCUCUAGCUCUGCAAGCAUUGCUAUCUCGUCCUAGUAGUCACUCAGAGGAGAUGCGUACCCCAUCUAUCUCUCCUAUAAGUACAGGCCUAGAGGUAGCCACAGUGGCUACUUCUUCCCGUGUUACGUCCCCGUCACGCUAUGGCGGCGCUCCUGACACUUGUCGAGGUUUUUUAAACCAGAUAGGUAUUCAUUUUGAAUUACAACCCCACGCCUACCCUACUGACAGGGCAAAGGUUGGAUUCAUAAUUACCUUGCUCAUUGACAAGGCACUUAGAUGGGCUAACCCCCUGUGGGAAAAUGAUAACCCGUUAGUUUAUAAUUAUAAUGCUUUUGUCGCUGCAUUUAGGAGAGCUUUUGACCCUCCAGGAAGAAAGGCCAAUGCAGCUAGACUACUGUUACGUCUUAGACAGUAUAACCGAACCCUAGUGGAUUAUGCCUUGGAGUUCAGAUCCUUGGCGGCAGAGGUCAAGUGGAAUGAACAGGCUUAUAUGGAUGUAUUUAUGAACGGGUUAUCUGAUGAGAUUUUAGAUGAGGUGGCCACAAGAGAUCUUCCUGAAAAUUUGGAGGAUCUGAUUUCAUUUAUUUCCCGAAUAGAUGAACGUAUGAGACAGAGGCAGAAUAUUCGGGAUAGAACCCGCAGAUCCUCCAUAAGACUAGCUCCCUCAUUUCAGACUUCUGAUUCUACUACUUUAGCUCUCCCAGAACCUAUGCAAAUAGGUAAUACUCGACUCUCAGAGGAGGAAAGACAGUACAGGAGAAGGGAGGGUCUUUGUAUGUAUUGCGGAAUUAGAGGUCACCUACGCCUAAAUUGCCCUAACCGGCCGGGAAACGCUCGCACCUAAGUUUCUCAAGAGGACAGGCCUUGGGUGUUUCUAUCUUGUCCUCUAUUUAUGAUUAUAAAGAUCAUAGGCUUCUGAUACCUGUUUCUUUAGCUUGGGAAAAGGGAGUACUUAAUGCUAUGGCUUUGAUAGAUUCCGGAGCAGCUGAAAGCUUUAUUGACCAAGCCUUUGUCACUAACCAUUCUAUCCCAUCUCAGCUAAGGGAUACACCCUUGGCCGUUGAGGCCAUAGAUGGUAGACCAUUAUCUGAACCUGUGAUUUUUCGUGAAACCAUACCAAUUAAGUUAACCACUGGUAUCCUUCACGAGGAAAGAAUAUCCCUCAUGCUGAUCUCAUCUCCUUCAGUUCCUAUAGUCUUGGGGUAUCCCUGGCUUAAGAAGCAUAACCCUAUCAUUGACUGGGAACUGGGUGAGAUAGUCUCCUGGGGUCAGGGUUGCCAGAAAGGAUGUGUGCAGAAAGUCUCACCAAUUUGCAGGGUUGACGCCCCGGUUAACUCUUCCCAACCUACAGAUUUACAGAUACCAUCACAGUACCAGGAUUUAAAGGCAGUCUUUGACAAAAAGAGGGCUGAUACUUUACCUCCACAUAGGUCUUUCGACUGUAAAAUUAGACUCCUACCUGGUACUAUGCCUCCGAGGGGUACGGUAUAUCCUUUAUCCACUAAGGAAAACUUAGUCCUAGAGGAGUACAUACGUGAAAACCUAGACAAAGGUUUUAUUAGGAGAUCAUCUUCUCCGGCCGGGGCCGGUUUCUUUUUUGUAGAUAAAAAAGACGGCACUCUACGGCCUUGCAUUGAUUAUCGGGGCUUGAAUAAGAUAACUGUUAGAAAUGCUUAUCCUAUUCCUUUAAUUACUGAGCUCUUUGAUCGACUGAAAGGCUCCAAGAUUUUUACCAAGUUAGAUUUGAGGGGAGCUUAUAACUUGGUGAGAAUUCAGCAGGGAGACGAAUGGAAAACAGCUUUCAAUACCCGUUAUGGCCACUAUGAAUACACGGUAAUGCCCUUCGGGCUUUGCAAUGCACCUGCAGUAUUCCAGGACCUUAUUAAUGAGGUUCUUAGGGAAUUUCAGCAUGAAUGCGUUAUAGUAUAUUUGGAUGAUAUACUAAUACACUCUAGAGAGAUUGAGACUCACCACAGACAAGUCAGAAGGGUACUGCGCAAACUGUUACAACAUGGAUUGUACUGCAAAUUGGAAAAGUGUAGCUUCGACCAAUCUCAGAUAAACUUUCUUGGCUACGUUAUUUCUGGAGACGGAUUUAGGAUGGACCCCAUUAAACUCCAAUCGAUUUUAGAUUGGCCAUUGCCCAGGGGACUCAAGGCCAUUCAGAGAUUUAUCGGAUUUUCCAAUUAUUAUAGGCGCUUCAUUAAAGGUUACUCUUCUAUUAUUGCUCCUAUUACUAAUAUGACUAGACAGGGGCUGAUACCAAGACUUGGUCCACAGAGGCUCUCUCUGCUUUCAAAACUCUCAAGGAACAUUUUGCCUCAGCACCGAUAUUAGUUCAUCCUGACACAUCUUUGCCUUUUUUACUCGAGGUUGACGCCUCGGAGACAGGUAUAGGCGCUAUCUUGUCCCAAAGGCUAGGUUUGGAUAAACCGUUACAUCCUUGUGGUUUUUUUUUCAAGAAAUUAUCUGGGCCUGAAAGUAGAUAUGACAUUGGUGAUAGGGAACUGUUAGCGGUCAUUAUGGCUUUAAAGGAAUGGAGACAUUUGUUGGAGGGGACAUUAUACCCAGUUACUAUUUUGACUGAUCACAAGAAUUUGUCCUACAUAGGGGAGGCCAAGCGCUUGUCCGCCAGGCAAGCUCGUUGGUCCUUGUUUCUGACACAUUUCAAUUACGUGCUCACUUAUAGACCUGGUUCUAAGAACUCUAAGGCAGAUGCAUUGUCCGGUCAACAUGAACCUUCUACGGUGUCUGAAGCAGCUUUGUCUUCUAUCGUUCCCAAGUGUAAUAUUAUUGCCAACACAUGUGUCAGGAUACACUCGCCGUUGCUUGCUGAGAUCAAGAAAGUACAACAUCUAGCUCCCAAACCUGUUCCUGGGGAUCGAUACUUCGUUCCUCCUGAGCUCCAAGUGGAACUGCUGCAUUGCUUUCAUGACAGUAAAAUUGCUGGGCACCCCGGCAUACGCAAAACGUGUUCCCUGAUUUCUAAAGAUUUCUGGUGGCCUUCCCUUCGUAAGGAUAUAAGGGAUUUCGUCAGGGCAUGUGCUGUCUGUAUGAAGACUAAGCAACCUCUCGCGCUCCCUUGUGGACUUUUGCAUCCCUUAGAAAUUCCCGAGAGACCAUGGUCGUGUUUGGCUAUGGAUUUCAUUGUCGAUUUGCCUGUUUCUAAAAGACAUACUGUUAUUCUCACGGUGAUUGACAGGUUUACUAAAAUGGCUCAUUUCGUGCCCUUGCCUAAACUGCCCUCGUCUCCCGAAUUAGCUGAGAUAUUCGCGAGGGAGAUUUUUCGUUUACAUGGUAUUCCCUCUGAAAUUGUUUCUGAUAGAGGUUCCCAAUUUGUUUCCCGCUUUUGGAAGUCUUUCUGUUCUCACUUAGGCAUCAAGUUGAAUUUCUCCUCUGCCUAUCAUCCCCAGUCCAACGGAGCUGCCGAACGCACCAACCAAAAGAUUGAACAAUAUUUGCGUUGUUUUGUUUCUGAACACCAGGACGAUUGGGUUGGUCUGAUUCCUUGGGCAGAGUUUGCACACAACAAUCUCGUUUGUGAUUCUACUCGUUCUAGCCCCUUUUUCUUGAAUUAUGGCUUUCAUCCUUCCAUUCUUCCGUCGGUUUCCCCUUCCCAGGGGGUUCCGUCGGUUGAUGUUCAUGUCGCCAAUCUGAGAAAGUUGUGGGAUCAGACUCGACGAAUUCUUCUUCAGAAUUCCAUGGUGUUCAAACGACACGCUGACAAACGGAGACGGGUGGCUCCGGUUUUUGCCCCGGGUGAUAGGGUAUGGUUGAGUACCAGAAACAUCCGCUUGAAGGUUCCUUCCAUGAAAUUUGCCCCUCGUUACAUAGGCCCUUACAAGGUUCUGUGUCGGAUUAACCCGGUUGCAUAUCGUCUUGCCCUUCCGCCUGCCCUGCGCAUCCCUAACUCUUUUCAUGUUUCUUUAUUGAAGCCUUUGGUUUGCAACAGAUUUUCCUCCCCUGAGUUCUCCCCUCUCGCUGUCCAGGUUGAGGGUCAGGAGGAAUAUGAAAUCAAAUCCAUUCUCGAUUCUCGUAUUUCUCGGGGGAAGUUGCAAUAUCUUGUUGACUGGAAGGGGUAUGGGCCUGAAGAAAGGUCUUGGGUGGUCCAUGAAAAUGUGCAUGCCCCUCGUCUCCUUCGGGCAUUUCAUGCUCGUUUUCCGUCCCGCCCCGGUUCCUUCCGCCCGGUGGGCGUUUCUGAGAGGGGGGGUACUGUCAGGGUACCUUUGGUGUCUACCUCGGAGGAGGUUAGACACCUAGGCGUCCAUCCUCCCAGGGGGGCUGACUCACCCGAUCCUUGCACUCCUCCCGGUCGUUUACACGCCGGCCGCGAUAGCUCCGCCUCCUUUUAUGACGCGGCGCUCAGUAGCCGACGUCAUGACGGCAAUCACGUUCCGACCCGUCAAUCACGGCAACCAAGUGCCGAACAACGAAUCAGGACUCGUUGGGGGCGGAGCCAACAGUUAAAGAGCCAAGGUAUAAAAAAGGGUUCUGUGGAAUGAUUCAUUGCCCUGUCGUGGUUCUAGCUAGUCUGGUCACUCAGUGCAAUUACCUCUAUUGUCUUUUGGUUCCUGACUCGGCUUGUAUUUUGACCCUGCUUUCCUCUCUUGUCCUUUUGACUCGGCUUGUCUCUCGCUUACCUGAUCUCUCGUUCCCUCGACCUCGGCUUGUCUCUGACUAUUCUUUUGCUUUCUCCUUACGUUAGUCCGGCCAUUCUAAGGUCCGGUAUACGUACCUAUCCCCUGUUUGUAUUCUGCGUGUUGGAUCCCUGUCACGAUCCUGACACACUGCAUGUAUAUAUUUUAUAUAUAUGAUCUACAAAGUCAUCUUUUUUAAGUCUGUUUCUCUUUAAAAAUAUGACACACAGGUUAAAAUUGCAACUAAAGGUUAAUUUCCCACACCUGUGGCUUUUUAAAUUGCAAUUAGUGUCUGCAUAUAAAUAUUCAAUGAGUUUGUUAGCUCUCACUGAUGUUUUGGGGGGUGAAUAUUGAUUGCAAGAUAAAUACAGCAUGUUAUCAUAAAAUACUGGCAGACAAUUUGCAUUCUUCUGCAGAAAGGUUGUGUUUGGGACACUCUUGGACUUUCCAACAUGACAAUGACCCUAGGCACAAGGCCAAAUUGACCCUCCAGUGCUUACAGCAGAAAAAGGUGAAGGUUCUGGAGUGGCCAUCACAGUCUCCUGACCUUAAAGGACCACUAUAGUGCCAGGAAAACAUACUCGUUUUCCUGGCACUAUAGUGCCCUGAGGGUGCCCCCACCCACUAGAGGCUGGAUUAACCCAUUUAUAAACAUAGCAGUUUCUCUGCUAUGUUUAUAGAAAAAAGGGUUAAACCUAGCUGGACCUGGCACCCAGACCACUUCAUUAAGCUGAAGUGGUCUGGGUGCCUAUAGUGGUCCUUUAAUAUCAUCGAGCCACUCUGGGGAGAUCUCAAACGUGCGGUUCAUGCAAGACGACUGCCCAGACACUGGCGUACAGGGCCGUACUGUACGCCCAGGGCCAGCCUCUUCCCCUGGGGGGCCCAGGAGCCGACCACCCCAGGGCCCCCCUGAGGCUGGCCCUGCUGACCCCGGGUGGCCGGCCGGGCAGGCAGGCGGGCGCGCGAGGGAGCACUCCGUGCUUCCUCUUCAGCUCCCUCGCGCACCGCAAUGAUACCGGAGCCGGAAGAUGACGUCAUCUUCCGGCGCCGGCAUCCCUACGCGGCGCGCGAGGGAGCUGAAGAGGAAGCACUGAGUGCUCCCUCGCGCGCCUGCCUGCCCGACCGGCCACCCGCCCAGGAGCCCCACUGGACCCCAGGGAAUAAUCCCCCCCAGCACUCCAAGAGGUAAGGAGGCUGGGGGAUUAUAUUAAAAAAAAAAAAAAAAAAUCAUGUGUGAGUGUUAGUGUGUGUGUUAGUGUGUGUGUCAGUGUGUGUGUGUCUGCUAGUGAGUGUUAGUGUUUACUGUGUGUGUCUUACUGAGUGUGUGUUAGUGAGUCUGUUUGAUGUCUGUUAGUGAGUGUGUGUUUGUCAAUGAGAGUGUAUGUUUUGUAAGUGAGUGUGUAUGUCUGUCGCUGACUGUAUCUCUGUCAGUAAAUGUGUGUGUCUGUUAGCUAGUGUGUAUGCGUCUGUAAGUGAGAGUGUGUGUGUCUUCAGCACUUACCUUUCUCCAGCGCCGGACUCCCUUGGCGCUGAGGAUCCCUCAACCUCUCAGCUCCGAAUGCGACCGCGCACGCAUUCAAACCGCCCAUAGGAAAGCAUUACUCAAUGCUUUCCUAUGGACGUUCAGUGUGCUCCUCUAGCGGCUGUCAGUGAGACAGCCACUAGAGGCUGGAUUAACCCUCAGUGAAACAUAGCAGUUUCUCUGAAACUGCUAUGUUUUCAGCUGCAGGGUUAAAACUAGAGGGACCUGACACCCAGACAACUUCAUUGAGCUGAUGUGAUCUGGGUGUCUGUAGUGGUCCUUUAAAGGACCACUAUAGUGCCAGGAAAACAUACUCGUUUUCCUGGCACUAUAGUGCCCUGAGGGUGCCCCCACCCUCAGGGGCCCCCUCCCACCCAGCUCUGGAAAGGGGGAAAGGGGUAAAACUUACCUUUUUCCAGCGCUGGGCGGAGAGCUCUCCUCCUCCGAUCCUCCUCUUCUCCUCCCCGUCGGCUGUAUGCGCACGCGCGGCAAGAGCUGCGCGCGCAUUCAGCCGGUCACAUAGGAAAGCAUUCAUAAUGCUUUCCUAUGGACGCUGGCGUGCUCUCACUGUGAAAAUCACAGUAAGAAGCACGCAAGCGCCUCUAGCGGCUGUCAAUGAGACAGCCAGCUAGAGGAAAUAGGGGAAGGCUUAACCCAUUCAUAAACAUAGCAGUUUCUCUGAAACUGCUAUGUUUAUGAAAAAAUGGGUUAACCCUAGCUGGACCUGGCACCCAGACCACUUCAUUAAGCUGAAGUGGUCUGGGUGCCUAGAGUGGUCCUUUAAGUGUGUGUGCACCUGCAUGCACUGGCGUACAUACCGCGGUCGCAGGGGUCGCAGCCCUGUGACCAGGUGCCCACCGCCAUGUGUUGCGGCCAGGCCCGCGCGGGGGGGGGUGGGGGGGCCCACGGAUCAAUUUUCGCACCGGGGCCCCAUGGGUCAUGUGUACGCCACUGUGCCCAGACAGUGUCUGGGUACUGGUCACCAGACUACCCACCUCACUGUGAAACUACAAAUGGAUCGUUAAAUCUGGUAUGAACCCGAACUUUGCAGUUCUGGUUCGCUCAACUCUAUUAUGGAUCCUUUGAUCGCUACAUGUAUUACUUGGAUAACUGGUAAUUCUCAAGCUAAUACAUGCCGACUAGCGCUAGGGGACGACCGCUCCGCUUUUGCACCCUGCUCCCUCUUAUGCCUCUGUGCAACCAGCGCUUCUUCCUCCAAACUGCACACGUCACUCACAUGACCUUGAUUCCAUGUAGGGUCUAGGACUUCAUCAUCCUCCACAUUUUCUUCCACCCACUCCUCAACCCUGCCCUCCUUGCCGGUGUGCACACUGCAGAAAGCCACAGCAGUUGGCACCUGUGUUUUCUAGCAUGUAAAGUCUGCAAAGGACAUAUGGAAAUUGUUUUAGAAUUUUAUCCAGGCAACAGUUUUCCCUAUAAACUGACCUCUCAGUUUGACUUGUGAGGGUAUUGCCCCAGAAUUACAAUAUUGUUUAAGUACCUAUUAGCUAUUGAUAAUUGUUUUAAAUAUAGCAGCUUGUUAUCUGGUAGUUUCUAGUGUAGAAAAUAUCAAUCACUUAGAUCUGUUCAACAAGUGUUGUAGGUGUGAAACAAUAUUACAAGUGACCGAUGUAAAUUCGAAUCUAAGUUCCAUUUGCAAAAAAAAUUCUUGCCCAUCUUCUGUGGGUUAUUGCAGAAAAUAAGAAUGUUUACCACUGUGCUGUAAGCACACUAUUAGACACUUCGAUUUGACUCUUAGAUAUGAAGUGCACACCCCAAAUAUACUAUUUAGCACGAAAAAAAUUAUUUAAAAAAAAAAAAUGGAAUCUUUAAAACUCCAAUGUAAGCAGCAGAUUAGCAGGAAAACAAUUAGAAUGUUUACAACUGCGCAGUAAGCGCACUAUUGGAUGUUUUUAUUUGACUCUCACAUAUGAAGUGCACCGCAGGCAGCAAAUGUACGAUUUAGCAGAUUAGCACUAAGAAAAUAAGAAUGUUUACCACUGUGCUGUAAGCACACUAUUAGACACUUCGAUUUGACUCUUAGAUAUGAAGUGCAGUCCGCAAAUGUACUAUUUAGCAGAUUAGCACCCAGAAAAUAAGAAUGUUUACCAUUGCGUUGUAAGCACACUAUUAGACGCUUCAAUUUGACUCCGAUAUGAAGUGCAGUACGCAAAUGUACUAUUUAGCAGAUUAGCACCCAGAAAAUAAGAAUGUUUACCACUGCGCUGUAAGCACACUAUUAGACACUUCGAUUUUACUCUCAGAUAUGAAGUGCACCGCAGGCUGCAAAUGUACUAUUUAACAUUUUAGCAGCAAAACAAUUAGAAUUUUUACAACUGCGCUGUAAGCACACUAUUAGACGCUUCUAUUUGACUCUCAGAUAUGAAGUGCACGCUCCAAAAUGUACUAUUUAGCAGAUUAGCACCCAGAAAAUUUUAAUUUUUACAAAUGCGCUGUAAGCACACUAUUAGAUACUUCGAUUUAACUCUCAGAUAGGAAGUGCACCCCACUAAAAUACUAUUUAGCAGUUUAGCACCCAAAUAAUAAUAAGUUUUAAAACUGCAAUGUGACAGCAGUAUUUGACGCUUCUAUUUGACUCUCAGAUAUGAAGUACUAUCCCACUAAUGUACUAUUUAGCACCAAAAAAUAUUGACUUUUAAAAUUUCAAUGUAACCAUGGUAUUUGAAGCUUCUAUUUGACUCUAAGCUGUCCCUAUCAGCGGCAGCAUCCUCUCUCUACACUAAUAAGACCUCAUGUGCGUGCGGCUCUGAGCGAAUCCAGCUUAUUUCUAGAGGCUGGGUCAAAUGCUGCACUGGCCAAUCACAGCCAUGCCAUUAGUAGGCAUGGCUGUGAUGGCUUCUAAGGGCACACGAGUCAAACGCUUUGUUGAUUGGCUGCCCUGCAGCCUUUCAAAACGCGCCAUUCAAUCGCCAAACACCGAACUCCAAUCCAAACAUACAGUGAUAUGUCCGUGUUCGGGUCCGGGGUCCAAAAAAACCCAAUGUUCGGUACGAACCCGAACUUUACAGUCCCGGGUUCGCUCAUCUCUACAGAGGGCCAGUCAGAGCAACAUAGACAAUAAAUAACCAGAGCAUUCUUUCUACAUUUCUUGUCCUGUGUAAAUUGUUUAGUUUGACCAAAUAGGACAUAAGAGCAACAAAUUAACCUUCAACCAACAGAUAACCUUGUCCCAAAUUAAGUUAUUGUAGCUUACAAAAGGUUACAAUGUUCAGACUGCCCUGGUCUGCUCUGUUUUGCAUUUUCUCUUAGUCCAAACAGUUCCCAUAGGGUAAGAGACUACCUCCCAAGUCACUUCACAAGCAAUGUAAAUGAUAAAUUAUGUCAAAAGAGAAAUGCAGCAAAAGAGGUAUAGCAUAUGUAUUUAUAUGUGAAUAGAUAACUGUUAAAUAAACUGUUGCAUUCUUUUUAAAAUGGCUCUCUAAAUCUCAAUUCACAUUUUGUAUAGAAUUUAACAAACUGCACUUACUCACAACUUUGCAUGAACUUGUUUCCAGGAAUUACCAUUGUUGGAAUGAAUGCUGGUUUCUCAGACCAGACCUGGGAUUGGACUAUGGAGGAUGGCAAGUACUGGAUUCUACUCCUCAAGAGAUCAGUGAUGGUAAAAACUGCCAAACCUAUAUUGCCAGAAAUCAAAAUAUAUGUAAACUAUAAGCAUAACGAACUAUUGACAAAUGCAAUAUUUUACCGAAGACUAAUUAGAUAGAAUAAUUAGGAGGACGAAUGUAAUAUGAUCAAUGAAGGCUGAAAAGACACUGAGGGCAUGCACCCAGUUAGAACAAUCAAUUAAAUUUAUAAGAACGUAAAAAGUCCAGCCUUGAUAUAAAUACAAUUAUUCAAUUUAUUGUGUAUUUAAAAUAAAAUAUCAAUCAUAAAGUCUAGGCUUAAAUAUCAUCUAGCUACAGGAUGAGUAUUUGUGUCAGGUACACCUAAUUGCUGUAAAAUGACUCUACGAUCUCCAUACCUGUUUACAAUGGAAUAUGCAGGGUAUACACAUAACCUCUGUUGUCUAUGUGACUGUAAUAAUUGAAAAAACGCUUGGUAACUUAUGAAGACAGGUAUGAGAUCAUACACAGCAAUAAUUUAGACAUCCAAGAAAGUAAACAGAGGGAGAGGGGGCCUUAUUUAUUAACUCAUCUUGUGCCUUCGUGGGCACCUAAUUUAAGAUCCCCAUGCCCCCUAGUAUCUAUCUCUAUCCUGAUGCUACAAAAAUCAUUUGAAUGAGCAAUCAAAAAAGCAAAAAAUAAUACACAAAAAAUAAAUAAAUGAAAUAAGUGAAAUAAAGAAACAAAGGUUAAGUAAAUAAAUAAAUAGAAACUCUCGGUGUGAUCAGAAAUCUAUUCUCCAACAUCUUAGUAGACGGAUAAACCUCCAUUCACAAUAUACAGCUUAUGUCCAAGGAGAUCACACCAGAGAGAGCAAAGUCCCAAUGCGUGUUUCGACACUAACAACCGGGCUCUUCAAAGGGAACAGAUCAAUGCUAGCAGGAAAGUUUAAACAGAGGGGAGAGUGAACCCUGGCUGGGUAAUCGAUGAUCCAUUUAAAAGCUUCCACAUCAUAUGUGGAGCGAACAGUCGUCAUUGCUGACUAGUCUUCCAUGCAUGGAAAGGCCUUCCAGCUGAAGUGGUAGAGGUUAACACAAUAAAGGAGUUUAAACAUGCGUGGGAUAGGCAUAAGGCUAUCCUAACUAUAAGAUAAAGCCAGGGACUAAAAGUAUUUUAUGAAAGUAUUUAGAAAAUCGGGCAGACGAGAUGGGCCAAAUGAUUCUUAUCUGCCGUCACAUUCUAUGUUUCUAUGUUUCUAUCAGAUCAAAGCUCCACCCUGUCCUUAAUCCCAUUUAAACAUAGUUUAAUAUACUGAUAUAGUGGACAAAAGGAAAGAGGGCAUGUGAAUUAAGUAGUGGUAGUUGAGUGUGCAGCUGCAUUUUUUAUAUAUAUUUCUACCAUAGUGUAUUUUAUUACACUUGUAUGUUCACUUCUUAAGGAGUGCCGUUUUAGCGCUUUUACCAGUUUGUAUUUUUUUCAUUGGGAAAAACAAAUGGAAAUUAAUCCAGUAUACUGAUUGACCAACACAAUUUUAAACCUUACUUGUAAGCCAUCAUAUUCAGGGCUUCCCUGAGUUUAAUGUUAUUUGUGGGUCUUUUCUUUUCCCCUGAACUCAAAGACAAGAGCAUGUAUAAGAGUAAAGCAAGUAUUAUGGGAAAUCAAUGCCAUCAGGGGUUCUGGAGAUAUCAUAUUGUGCAUAAAACAAUAGUAUCAGCGCUUAGCAGACCAACCCCUCAUUUACAAGUAUGGGGACAGAGAAAAAAAAAUGCUCUAAAGUCUGAUCAAAAAAUAUACUUAUGCAAUGUCCAGUGCAAGUGUCAGAGUGGAGAUAUAUCCAAAUCGAUUUUUGCGCUCUCUUAUUAUUUUAUAUCACAGAUAUCAUAUUAUACCACGGGAAUAAAGGUCAAAGGGACACUCCACCGUCCAAAAAUAAAAACAUCACUGUACAUAUACCCCAAUGCAAACAUGUAUGCAUUUAACUAUGCAUUUUUUUUAAAUUGGGGAUAUAUUUAAAAACAGCUUGCAAAAGCCGCAGAUCUCUUGUCUGCAGCCUUUAUAAAUCCUCCCUUUCUAACACUGUCUAGACUUUCUGUGGCUGUCUAAUCACAAACAAUGCAAUGAAGCUCAAUGAGAAGUUUCUUAGUAAGGCAGGUUCCUGGGGAAACUGCCUGCCUCUUGAGUUUAGCUCCAGUGAGCUAAGCAACCAGGAAGAAACAAGAUCGGUUGUCUGAUUAAUGACUGUGUCUGAUCGUGAAACAUGGUUGAUUUAUAAAAUGGCCCAUUUUUCAUUGAAAUCAGCACUUUUUGUAAAAUUAAUAGAGAGGACAGACUCUUCACACAUAAAGCACUUCAGAAAGAUAAAGUGCUUUAGGGGUCCUGGUGUCCCUUUAAAGUAUUUCCACUGCUCAAUAUACAUACAUAAUAUGACGUGCAUUUGCGUAUGUAUGGAUGUGUGUUUUUGAUCACAUUUUAAUAAAAUCACUCAGCUAUUUACGGGAAUUGGUCAAUUGUUUGUCCAACUAUACUUGUCUGUACACCUAAUAAGUUGUUUAUUUUUAAUGGUUUUCACUUUUUAUUCCACUUGUAUCUAGCAUUGUAUUGCUGCGGCCCUGUAUCAGUUCAUGCAGUAAAAGAAGGAGAUUUGGAUCUUGACUACGAUACCCUCUUUGUAUACUCUGAAGUAAAUGCUGACCGUUACACGUGGGUGUACUAUGACAAGGACGUAAAAGAGAAAGUGUACACAGAUACCAACUUUGUGGGGAAAAAUAUGAGCACUAAGUCUGUAGGUACAUUUGAACGUGAAAUUAUUACCGAAAACUACAAAUACCCAGAAGGUAAGAGGCACAAAUUCUAUUUUUUAACGGCACUUCUCAGAUUAUCGGGCAUUAAUUGUCUACACUAACUGCUAAUUUUUUACUUCUAGAUUGCAAUAAGUCUUUUCACCGUGCAACAUUCAAAUUAUGUUAUUAUGUGGCCAACCUUUGAAUAUGUUUAUUAAUAUUGAAAAUGCUGUCUCCCGGUGGGUUUGUCUGAGCUAAUACCAUGCGGUUCUCUGUUAUGUGCUUGUUAAAGGAACACUCAAAGCGCCAUAACCCCUUAAGCUCAUAUAAGUAGUAAAGGUAGGGAACGACACACUACAGAUAAGAAGUCAAUCUGUUUAAACAUGGGUACACUACAAUGGUUAAGGUGCUUGGAAUGCUCUUUUAAGGUUAACAGUUUGGACUGGUUUUAAAGACAUAAAAGCCAACUCUAUGUUAGUAAAGUACUAAGACAGGUGGAAGAUAGGAAAAGGACACAUACUCAACAAUAGGCACCGCAUUACCAUACAAACAAGAAGUUAGAAACUUUGACCCAAGAAGGAAAGACGUUUAGCACAAGAAUGCUUAAGAAAAAAGAACAACUCGGAUUAAUUAAAUGCCCUGUCAUCUAUAAAACCAGUAAAUGAUUACGUCCAGCCAGAUAACUGUAUGAUCUGGAGCCAGAAAUGCACAGUCCAGUACCAGUAAACAAAAAAAGACCCACAGCCUCUUGGAGGGAGACUGGCCUUUGAGCUCCUCUUGAAGCCAUAAAGUAUCUACUCAGUGGUGGGAGAAACAUGCGAGUGCUGUUCCAUUGCUGUCCAUACAAACCUCCAUAAAGCUUCCAUUAAAGUAUCCAUUUUGGGGGUUAGAGACCCUAACACCAAUAUGGGCCUCAAUUUAAUAUUUUUGGAUAAGCUGUUCAAAUGGUUUAAUAUUUAUGGAAAAACUUUUUCAAAUGUUUAAUAUUUUGAAAAAUAUUUGUAUUUUCUAAUAUUUUCAUAUGUUUUAGUAUAUAUAUAUAUAUAUAUAUAUAUAUAUAUAUAUAUAUAUAUAUAUAUAUAUAGAGAGAGAGAGAGAGAGAGAGAGAGAUCAUUUUUCUAUAUUUUAAUAUUUUGAAAAAAAAUCAUUUUAAAUGUUUAUCCAAACCUAGUUCAUUUGAAAAUAUUCCAAAAUAUUUAAAUCGAGGGCAGUGUAUAAAAACUGGCAUUGUAGUUUUUAUGCUUUUCUGUUUGAUCUGAGUGUCUUCUGGGCAAUGACUAGUGAUUGUAAAAAACAAUCUGGUGUAAGUCCUUUUUUUUUUUUUUUCAACGCCAACUAAUAAAAUCAAACAUGUUGUUACUAUAACAAGGAAAAGCUGAAUUUCGCUUAAGAUGGAAAAUGAUUACAUUUGCAUUUAAAAUUACAGUAACUUUCCUGUAUGGAUGGGGAACAGAAUUGCUUGUAGCCAGGACCAGCAUAUUAAUAUUGCUUUCCUAUUGCAUGCCUACUACGUGAAACAAUCGUCUCACAGUAUAGUUAGUUAGGCAUCUAUGCAAAUUAGCAUAGCUUCAUUGUUUUAUAUUCCAUUAUGGUUUCUUUCCUUUUUAAAAAUAACAAAAAGUGGUAUGCCUCAUCUCCAUGAAUACCUUAUGAUUGCACCGGUGUCUCCCACCCAUUGUCAUAUGCACCGUUAAAUUCAGUACCAUCUAACGAAAUAACCCUGCCUGCCUUAAGAUAUGUCUAAGCUUGUUCAUUUAUAAACGUUUGAUUUUCGAUUUGCCUAGCAUGUACUUUAAAAGAUAAACUUUAAAGGACCACUCUAGGCACCCAGACCACUUCAGCUUAAUGAAGUGGUCUGGGUGCCUGGUCCAGCUAGGGUUAACCCAUUUUUUAAUAAACAUAGCAGUUUCAGAGAAACUGCUAUGUUUAUUAAUGGGUUAAGCCUUCCCCCUAAUCCUCUAGUGGCUGUCUCAUUGACAGCCACUAGAGGCGCUUGCGUGCUUCUCACUGUGAUUUUCACAGUGAGAGCACGCCAGCGUCCAUAGGAAAGCAUUAUGAAUGUGACCGGCUGAUUGCACGCGCAGCUCUUGCCUCGAGUGUGCAUUCAGCCGACGGGGAGGAGAGAAGGAGGAUCGGAGGAGGAGAGCUCCCCCCCCAGCUCUGGAAAAAGGUAAGUUUAAACCCCUUUCCCCCUUCCAGAGAUGAGGACCCUGAGGGUGGGGGCACCCUCAGGGCACUAUAGUGCCAGGAAAACGAGUAUGUUUUCCUGGCACUAUAGUGGUCCUUUAACCUACAUUAUCACCAUAGACAGCCAGAAAAGCUUAUACUUACAUCUUAUCCUGUGUUUUGUCUCUCCUCCUAUCAUUAUAAACUGAAUAACUGUGCUGUCUUUUCGUAUGCCAUGUGAUGCUUAUAACCUGCUUGCGACUGCUAUUGUGGCUGAGCAAGACUAUUGUUAUUCCACGCACAACCUAAAUAAAAUAAAAAAGAAAUAAAAAAAUAUUACAGUAACUUAAAAUUUCUAUUUCUAGAAGGUAGCAUUUGAUGUAGCCUCAAAACAUCUAAAAACAUGUAUUGUGCGUAACAGGAAUUUAUCAAAUAUAGAAUGUCAUAAGUGCAACAAAAUACCUCUUUACUCCAAGCUACUACGUUACAUUUCAGAAUAUUUUGUAUUUUGAUCCAAAAAUUUUUAAUUUUUUUUUAAAGGGUCCGAAGAAGAAAGAGUCAUUUAUCAGAAGGCUACCAAAAAGUUGGCUGAAAUGGGAAAACUGAAAAAGGAACAUCUUGGAGAAAGAACAGGGAAAAAGCGCUCCAAAAAGAAGAAAAACGUUGACACUAGCGCAGACAGCAACAAUGAGGAGCCAGUUACAUUAGUCAUCACAGGCAAAUUCAAGCUGCAGGCAGAGCCAAAAUUUGGAGAAGAUGUCAACCUAAUGUUGAUACUGAGAAACUCUAGCAAAAAUAGUGAAACUGUGAAAAUUAAAUUAAGUUCAUCUUCUAUUGAAUACACUGGGAGGCCACGCUCUGAGAUUUUUAAGGAUUCAACAUCUUGUACUAUAGCACCCAUGGAAGGUAAUGCAUAAUUGAUAUUAUAUUUUAUAUAGGCUUUUUUCCCCAGGUGUACUACACUCUUUCUUUACUCUAUAUCGUUUUUUCCUUUUUCAUUCUAUCAUUUUCAGUACUUGAAAGUGAGGAAUUUCCUUUUGCCAUGGUCUUUUGUAUCAGUUUGCAACUCUCUGUAUUUCUCCUUGUCCCCAAACCAGCUGGUGAGGAGCCACAAUGAACGAGACAAGACAAUGCAAGGUUCAAAGUGACUUCUAACAUUUAAUGGACUGCGUAACUGGUUAUAUUCAGCAGGAAACAGGGCUGGUCUUACAAGUAUUAUCCAAUCCCUAAAAAAAUCUAUAUUAUCUUAACAUCUUAACCUAUAGCUAGCUUGCAGGUGUAUCUUCAUGUUCAGGCCUUGCACAAAGCUAAGUUUCAAUAUAACUACGCACUUAGAAUUUAUACGCACUUAAAAUUAAAAGAUAUUAACUGCGCAGUUCUAAUUACACAUUACUACGCAGUUAUGAUCACAGUAAACAAGGCCAAUGGUACAAACACACAGGAAAUAACACUAACACCUGUUACAUGAUGUUCUAUAGCUCUUGUCUAGGGGCAUUUUUCACUAAGCAUUGUAUGUAGACAAAGUGUAUUAUUCCCAAUAGCUGACUUGCUCCAAGUUAGCCAAUUUUAAACAGACUGGACAUCUGGUCAUCUGUAGCUUGAGCCUUGGGUCACUAAGCAUUGUAUAUAGGCAAAGUGUAUUAUUCCCAACAGUACUCCAUAUUUAACAUUUUACAUUGAUGGUCAAUUUGUCAAUAGAAUGAUAAUGCCAGCUGUUACUUGUAUGCAUUGUACACAAUUUAUUUUAUUUUAUAUAUCAUAUGUAGACAUUGUAUGAAUAUAUAUCCCAUAACUGUUAUAGGUUGUCCUAUUGUAAGCUUGUUUACAUCUGCACAAGAUGAUUGUUGGAGAUUUAUGUUCAUGCAAGAAUGUUUCUUCAAGGACCAAUAAAGUCACCCAGACCACUUAAUAUCAAAGAAGUAGUCUUGGUGGAGUAGCCCUGUAGUUGUACGUUGCUGGUGACAGCAUGAAAGACAGGUACUAGUGGCAUUUCCACUGUAACAAACGUGUGAAACUCAGGCAUGUGACCAAAAAUAGCUCAUUGAAAAGGAGCAUUGGAUUGGAGAAGAAGUCAAUGAUACAAUGCCUCUAUAAUGAAGUUGCAGGGAGUUGUGUAGCAGGCAGCACAGAGGAUCCCAAAUCUCUAUGCACAUUUAAAGAAGUGGUAUCACUCCAAUGGCCAUUAAAGUGUAAGCCCUCCUGUCACAUCAAGGCAAAACCUCUUAGGUUAAUUUAAUUUGAGCACAGGGCUUAAUUUUCUAUGUUUGUAUUUGCUUUUGUGUUACACAGCCAUGUUACAAUGUUGUCGCCCACCCCAUGUGUUCCCUAUCAAGGGUUAAUAAGUGUGUAGGGGUUUAAAAAAAUACCCCUCUCUGUAUCAUUAGACAUUUUAAAGUGUAACUGAAAACAGCAAGAUUAAUUGUUAUUACAUGAUUCAACAAAGAGGUUUUUCCUUGACGUGGCAGGUGAGUUUACAUACAUAUUGGCAUCCAUUGGAGUGCUACUGAAACACCUCCAGCAAUUUAAACGUGCAUAGGGAUUUGAGAUAGUGUGCCAGUAGUUUUUUAUUUUUAUUUAUAUAGAUAGUAGAUAGCGAGGGAGGUAGAAAUAUAGUGUUGAAAUGACUGCAGCAUUAAGAACAGCAGGACACCCCCAACGGAAUGUCUAGGUUCCAGUGUGAUAGUUGGAAGCCAUUUUGAGUAGUUACUGAGGAAUCAGCUAUUGAUACAGAUAUGUGCUUGAGGCUGGAUAAAAGACUUUUAGUGAAACAGCACUGAAUUUUAUAAUCAUGAACACACAGGAAACUAGAUAGAUAGACAGACAGAUAGCUAGACAGACAGAUAGAUUUGGAUGCACUGAUUUUUUGAGCACUCUGGCAAUUGAUAUGGUAAAAAUGUAUACAAGUUUUAGUUAUUUUUAGGAAAAAUUAUGCUAUAAUAUAUAAAAAAUAUUGUUUAAUCAAAUGCUUAUGUUAUAGAAUUACUCAUGCUCGUGCUACAUAGCAAAGUAUGCAUAAUGUUUAAAUGGAAUAAUUGGUUAGUUUAAUAGCAUAAACUUAUAUUUUAAGGAUAAAUAAUAACAUUUAGAAUUCCUCAUUGCAGAAAAAGAGAUUCCAGUAAAAAUAACUGCAUCUAUGUAUGAGGAGGAACUGACGAAAGACUAUCUUAUUGAAGCGGUUGCUCUGUGCGAGUUGAAAACAAAAAAAAAACUACUGGUUCGCAAAGUCAUAGCUAUGGGAAAACCUCCAAUAGAAAUUAAGGUAAAUGUGCUUCUCUGUGCAAAGCAGAAGAGAAUAAACACAAAAGGAUCAAUUUACUAAUAUUUUUUUUCUGUUGACAAACUUACAUUUAUUAGCAAGCAGAGAGAGAGAAAAAUAAUCAAUCUCUGUAUCACCAUUAAAUAAAUAAUUUAGAAAAUAUGAGGUGCAUAAUAGCCUACAAAAGACCUGGCAUUUGGCAUUUCCUUUGCCAAUACCCCAUGCACAUGGGAGUACAGGGGAGACAUACCAGGUACCCCCAUUCUUUUGGUUGUGGGGUUUCACAGUACUAAUUAUUGGGGCCAGAGGAUGCUACCACUAUGCCGAAUAAUAAUAAUGGCCCAUUUCUUUGGUCCUAUCAUUGUGCAUAUGGUGGCCAAUCCAGUGGAUGUAAAAAUGUUGAUAGGGACAGAGAAUGCCCUUUUUAUCAAUACAUCCUAUAGCCUCAAUUAUUACCUUACACUCCACAGCCUAUGCAGCGGAAUAAGGUAUAGAGGCCACUUGGCAAGCCCCUACCCAAUAUGCCUCCUAUCCAUCCACCCAUCAACAUAGGGUAGACAGAAAGGGGAGACCAUAUGCAAUGCCUUACCUAGUAGUAAAUCUAAUGUCUAUUAUGCCCCAUGAAUUGUGUGUACGCCACUGGGGCCAGCUGGGAGGAUGUCUGUGAGUCCGGUGUGGUUGGCACGACCCUUUAGUGGGCAGGUUCACCCAUCAAGGCAACACCUCCUAGUAAAGCCCACCCACCCUGAUUUCCCGAGUGCCAAAUUUGGAAGGUAUGAUUGUGUAGUAUAUAGAUGGAUAUUGCAUUAUAUGAAUGCCAAUUGUCAAAUCUAGAUGUCCACAGCAUAUAGAGGCUACUGAAAUCCAAAGGAAUUUUUAGAGGUUACCAAGAGAGACAAUACAAAGAAAAACCAGAAGGGGGCUGUAAAACAACAGUGAUGACUCCAACUGAAAUGGCCAGCAAAUGACAUGUAGUGUUGAGUUUGGGUGCUGUUGCAAUGAAUAGAGGAGUGGAUAUUAUUUACAUUGAUGAUGUGAAGUGCUUCCAUUAUGUGUCAUAAAUCUACGGACACGCAGGUCCACUUUAUUGCAGUUGCAUACUAUAAGUGUUGUAAUUCUUACCUUGUCUAAAUGCUGUAGAACGUCCUUACUUGUUUCCACUUGUGACAAAAUUUAAUGGGAGAAAGUUAGUUUUUUUUUUGUUUUUGUUUUUUAAAUAACUAUAUAAAAUAUUAAACUAUAUAAAUUUUUUCUACUUAUGUUUCUUUUAAUUUAAGGUAUUAAGUUAUGCUGUGGUAGAUGAGCCGUGUGAAUUGCAAAUUAACUUCACAAAUCCUCUUUCUGUCCCACUAAAUGAUGGGAUACUGUUGGUAGGAGGCAGUGGUCUGGUGAAGAAACUGAUAAAAAAGAAGUAAGUACAUUUAGGGCAUACUCAGAAAAUGCUGCUGUAUCCUGGAUAAGUUACCUGUUGUAAGCGUAUAUAGGUACAUACAUGGAUGGAUGGACAAAUUAAUCUGAUGAAAUAUAAAUAUCUUAAAAUAACAAUAGAUUGUUAAAAUUACAUGAGUAAGAUAUUUAUCCUGAUGUUGGUGAAUGAGCAUACUGUUUAAUAAACAUUGCAGUGUUAUUAAAAUUCUAUAUUGGGAUUUAGAACUGUACAUACCUUGGUAUUGCAUUAAAUGGUACAUGUCAUGACAAAUGCUUAUUAUUACAUGAUAGAGAAUCAGAUUUAAUCUAUACAUUGUGCUAGCACAAUUAAAAGUAAAAAAAAAAAUUACUGCUUGAAUUCAGGCUAAAGGAAAGCAAUGACUGCAAGGGGAAGAAGGGAGAAGGGGCAGGCUCUGUGUUAGAGGGGCACCAGCAGCUUCGGACAGAUAACCUGAGAAUUGAGAUAACAGAUAUGUUUUAUUUACACAACGUCAACAUAAUGCUGGGAACUUUUAACAUGUCAUGGGAAGCAAGUAUGUGGGUAUGCAGAAGAAGUGUGUCUUACAGCAAGUAGAAACAUCACUGAAAACAUGACUGAUGCAUAUGGUAGAAGACAGGGAUCAUAGAAAUACAUUAAUAUGUGAGCUUUUAACAGUAUUAAGAGACAAAACACUUAAUUGUAAAACAUGAGUCAAGCCAGAUGGUCAGAAAAUUGCAAAUCUAUAUCUGUUAUGGCAGGUUCACUUUAGAAUUGUGUCCUGAAUUUCACAUAUAUAAAUUGUUCUACAAUUAACAAACUAAAUACUUUGAUAAUAUUAACAAAUACAAGGGUCAUAUCUGCAAGAUGAAUCACCUCUGAGUUACCACUACCACUUGUGUUUUUUCACUCUUCAAAGCCUGUCAUUCUUCUGAAGAGUCAGUCGCAGAGUCCCUUAUUAAAGGCUAUUGUUGUAAGUCACAGUUAACUCUCUAACACUUCACUAUGUGGCCAAUAUCAUAUGAUGGGCAAGACUCUUUACAAACAUUUUGGAAUACAAAGCUGUUAGCCAAUCAGGGCCAGGAAUACUUUUUUGAUAAAGAAAAAAUAACAUAGAGGAUUUCCUCAGUGCAAAUGGACACGUCUGCUCCCCAGAUAGGAUUUUUGUAAUAGUGGCUUACCAUCUUGGAGAUUAUAAAAAUAUUUGUAAUGCACAUGUCACGAUUCGGGGAGCCCAACACACUGGCACACACACACACACACACACACAGAAAAGGUGCCGUACCGGACCUUAGAGUGGCCGGGCUAAGCACACACAGAAUAGUCAGGAAACAAGCCGAGUAAGGGGAACCAGAAGACAGAAUAACGUGAAACAAGCCGAGGUCAAAGGGUAGGAGAAAGUCACAGUGUCAGAUAAACAAGCCAGAGAGUACGUAACCAGAAGCACAAGGUAAGUAGCAAUACUAGUAAGCAAAGACCACAAUAGGGCAGGGAGGAACAGGAAAGGUAAGUAUUUCAACCAUAAGGUUAAUUCUGAUUGGAUAAUUUCCAAUCAGAAUUAACAAUCACACGUGGGAGAUAUCUAGACCUCCCACUGUGAUUGAGACACUGUGCCUUUAACGCCGGGUCAGGUGACUGACCCCGGCGUGUACUAACUUGGGCGGUCUCCCAGCGUGCAGCGUCAUGUAUGCUGCCGCUGGGGGACGUGGAGGAAACGGCGGGCGGCAUCCGAGGCUGGAAGGAUGCCGCUCGCCGAGCCCACGAGGAGGAGGGGACCGCGGACGGCUGGAGGGUGAGUACCGUGAGUGGAGUGCAGCCUCCCCUCGCAGCCGCCCGCGGGAUCCCGACAGCACAAACUGAUUAUGGAUAUCUUUGCGGUGUAAUACCUUUUUGCCUGAGGCAUCUGAAAAGUAUACAACACUAGUUUAGGACAUCCAUUUUCUCAGUGUAGCUGCCAGUGACAGGGUUACUUUAUUUGUCUUUGCUUAAUACAACUGUUUAAUCCCCUAAAGUCACAACUUCUGUAAAAAAGGGAAUCAGGACGGAAUAGUUCAGUCAUGUGCCCUUAAGGGGUUAAGGCAACAAAUAUAAAAUGCAGUAGUAUGAAGAUGAUUUAAGUUAUCUGGUGCCUGCCCCUUCCAUUUCUUCCGUUAAUAGAACUAAAGAUGGUUGUUUCUAUUUCACUGUCAGAAUUUACAAUUGAAUUUCUAUGUCUCGGAGUUAGGUAAAUCAAGUACUUUUUAAGUGCUCUCUCAUAACUGCCUUGUGUGCCAACUACAGCAUUCAGGUAUUUGCAUAAGAUUCAUUUUCUAAAUGUCACCUCGAAAAUGAUUGAUUUGCCCGCAUCCCCUGACUUAGAAAAAGCGUUGCAAAAUCAUGCAAUAAAAAUUCUUGUUUGCUUGGCAAAAAAUUUCGACUAUGUAGACUAUGUUGUAUUAUAUGCAUUUCUUUGUAUUGCGGAAAUGAAUAUUGCAUUAUGUUAACCAUUUUAUGUCUAAUUUCUUGCAGUCUGGUUUUACCUUUCUUAAGACAGUGCAACAUUUAUUUGUUUCUAUAUUUAUACUAUUUUACUCCUCUAGAGCUUGUAAUUAAUCUCUUGGAGAAAUAUCCCUGCCAUGUUGCAUAGCAAUUGCUUUGGAAUAAAAAUGAAAUCAUCUAAUUCGAAUGUUGCAGCAAGAUGAUAAUAAUGUUUGUAAUUACAGGGUACCAAAGAUGGAGCCAAAUGGGCAAGGCAGCAUUCUACUGGAAAUCACCCCGUACCGAAGUGGCAUGAGGCAGCUAGUAGUGGAUUUAAUCUCGAAACAGUUUCCACCUAUAAAAGGAUCUCACAAUUUCCAUGUUGAAAAUCUUAAUACAGAAGAAACCAUAGAUUUAACGGACAACUAAACAUUUUUUUUUAUAUAAAUAUUUUUGUUUUGAACAAUCCACCACUAAUGCCUUUAUGUUUUAAUACAUUUUACUAAUACUGUUUCAGUUGUAAAACUAAAGAAAUUUAAUCUCACUAUGUUUAAAACAAGUUUAUCCUCUACUCCACAAAAUGCCUCACACAAUGUAAAAGAUAUUUCAUAUUGCACCUAAUUCCUUAGAAAUCUGUGUUCCUGGCACUAUAAGUCCCUCUAUCCCUCCCCACAUCCCCUCCUCAUGCCCCCCCCCCCCCCCCAACAGUAUAAGGGCUAAUAAACACUUACUGUACUUAUCCAAUUCCAGCGUCAAUUUCCCUUGGUGUUUGGUCGGCACUCCGCCCCCUCUGCCUUCACCUGACAGGGGAGGCUAAUACGCAUGCGCAGCAAGCUCCACGAGCACAUCAGGCUCUCUGCAUAGGAGUGUAUUGCUGCAAUACUUUCCUACGGGGAUUUUAC